Coregonus sp. 'balchen' is the source of this 44877-nucleotide messenger RNA. NCBI's taxonomy places the organism in Eukaryota, Metazoa, Chordata, Actinopteri, Salmoniformes, Salmonidae. The record is from the annotation of a GenBank genome assembly.
GUGAGAAGCGGAGAUUAUUACUUGUUUGAAAGUGACAGUGAAGAAGAGGAGGAAGAGGAAAGAGAGAAAAGAGAGGAAGAACUGCAGCCUCCCAAGAAGUCAGCGUUUCAGGUGAGGAAUAGAGCAUCGCUGACGUUUCUCUAACGUAGUCACCGGUAUUACUGUUGUGUGAAAUAUUAUAUUGUCAAUAUUGCCUAGUUUACUAUGAGAUCAUCUGUUGCUGCUAGGAAAAUGUAUCUUGUUCUUUUCCACUCGGACAUUUUCUUCAAUGUAAUCUAAUUCUGUUUUCUACUAACCACCACCUUGUAUCCCUCGUCUUCAGCGAGUUAUUGGGGAGUUUGCCUCAGCCCUUAUAGCUCUGCCCGGAUCUAUCAUUAAACUGACCAUCACCAUCCUUCAGUAUGUUCUCAGGGCAGCCAAGGUACCAAACAACAGAUUUAGCAUUUCCUCUUACCACAGCCUGUGUAGACUGUUUCCUGUGUCCUCAGCCUGUGUAGACUGUUUCCUGUGUCCUCAGCAUGUGUAGACUGUUUCCUGUGUCCUCAGCCUGUGUAGACUGUUUCCUGUGUCCUCAGCCUGUGUAUGCUGUUUCCUGUAUCCUCAGCCUGUGUAUGCUGUUUCCUGUGUCCUCAGCCUGUGUAUGCUGUUUCCUGUAUCCUCAGCCUGUGUAUGCUGUUUCCUGUAUCCACAGCCUGUGUAUGCUGUUUCCUGUGUCCUCAGCCUGUGUAUGCUGUUUCCUGUGUCCACAGCCUGUGUAGACUGUUUCCUGUGUCCUCAGCCUGUGUAGACUGUUUCCUGUGUCCUCAGCCUGUGUAGACUGUUUCCUGUGUCCUCAGCCUGUUAUGCUGUUUCCUGUAUCCUCAGCCUGUUAGCUGUUUCCUGUGUCCUCAGCCUGUGUAUGCUGUUUUCCUGUAUCCUCAGCCUGUGUAUGCUGUUUCUGUAUCCACAGCCUGUGUAUGCCGUUUCCUGUGUCCUCAGCCUGUGUAUGCGUUUCCUGUGUCCUCAGCCUGUGUAUGCUGUUUCUGUGUCCUCAGCCUGUGUAUGCUGUUUCUGUGUCCUCAGCCUGUGUAUGCUGUUUCCCCGUGUCCUCAGCCUGUGUAUGCUGUUUCAUGUGUCCUCAGCCUGUGGUAUGGUUCCUGUGUCCUCAGCCUGUGUCUGCUGUUUCCUGUGUCCUCAGCCUGUGUCUGCUGUUUCCUGUGUCCUCAGCCUGUGUAUACUGUUUCCUGUAUCCUCAGCCUGUGUCUGCUGUUUCCUGUGUCCUCAGCCUGUGUAUGCUGUUUCCUGUAUCCUCAGCCUGUGUAUGCUGUUUCCUGUGUCCUCAGCCUGUGUAUGCUGUUUCCUGUGUCCUCAGCCUGUGUCUGCUGUUUCCUGUGUCCUCAGCCUGUGUAGACUGUUUCCUGUGUCCUCAGCCUGUGUAGACUGUUUCCUGUGCCCUCAGCCUGUGUAUGCUGUUUCCUGUGUCCUCAGCCUGUGUAUGCUGUUUCCUGUGUCCUCAGCCUGUGUAUGCUGUUUCCUGUGUCCUCAGCCUGUGUAGACUGUUUCCUGUGUCCUCAGCAUGUGUAGACUGUUUCCUGUGUCCUCAGCCUGUGUAUGCUGUUUCCUGUGUCCUCAGCAUGUGUAGACUGUUUCCUGUGUUCUCAGCCUGUGUAUGCUGUUUCCUGUGUCCUCAGCAUGUGUAGACUGUUUCCUGUAUCCUCAGCAUGUUCUGUGUAGACUUGCUGUUGCAUUGAAGGCCAAUGCAUUUAUAACUAACUGUCUAUCCAUCCCAUGUUAUUUAUUUCCUUUCGGCACGGUAAUGUAGCUAAGGGCUGCCAACAAUUUCAAUUGAAAAGAUAGUCCAGAUGGAUCAGAAACAAUCACAUCCGAAACACAUGUGGGAUGGAAACAGGCUGAUCUGGAUGGCAUGUUUCUGAGGGAUUGUGAUCAGUUGGUUUGGAGAAGUUUGCAUGAACAGGAUCGAGCGUCUUCCGACAGGCCUCGGGAUAUGCAUCGAUGUAAUUUGUUACUUUUUGACAUCUUGAUGCGGUUUGCUCCAUUGCACUAUACUGAAUCUUGUUUUUAAAUAUUGACAUGUAGUCACAAGUAAGCCACAAGUAGGUCCACUAUAAGAACAUAGAUGAUGCCAUAAUUCAAACAUGUAGGUGGCUUCCUCUUUCGUACUAAUGUCCAGUGGAGCAAACCACUCUGUUGUUGUCAUCUUGUCUUUGGUCUGAUGUUAAUUGUUUCAAUAUGUGGGUUUUAAAGGGUCAACUAGUAAGGGGGAUACCUAGUCAGUUGUACAACUGAAUGCAUUCAACUGAAAUGUGUCUUCCACAUUUAACCCAACCCCUCUGAAUCAGAGAGGCGCGGGGGGGGGGGGGGGGGCUGCCUUAAAUCGACAUCAUCGGCGCCCGGGGAACAGCCUUGCUCAGGGGCAGAACGACAGAUGUUUACCUUGUCAGCUUGGGGAUUCGAUCCAGCAACCUUUACGGUUACUGGCUCAGCGUUCCUACCCGCCAGGCUACCUGCCACCCCAGGAGUCACUUGGCUUGCUGUUGCUCUUGUGCCUCUGACCGCUUUAUUGUGUCAUUCCUUUGAUUGGACUGAGUCCUAACUUGAAAUCAGUGUGCGUUUCUCAAGUUUUCGUACAAAUCUUCCGUCAGCAUCAACAGAUAGUUGGAGUUUAGCGCACACAUCUCAAAUGAGGAUCCGUCCCUUUAUGUUCAAACUCUAACAUUGUGCUUCCUGUACUGUACUGCCCCAGUUUGUCUACCAUGUCUGGAUAACAGACUCCAAGACAGCCAUGAAGGAACGAAGCAAAGGCAAGUUCUGGAAGAGGUACACGAAGAGAUACAAACACAAAAAGGACAAGAUGGAUGGUGAGUAUAAGUUCUGGAAGAGGCAGACCAAGAGAGACAAAAUAGUUCUGGAAGAGGUAGACCAAGAGAGACAAAAUAGUUCUGGAAGAGGUAGACCAAAAAAGACAAAAUAGUUCUGGAAGAGGCAGACCAAGAGAGACAAAAUAGUUCUGGAAGAGGCAGACCAAGAAAGACAAAAUAGUUCUGGAAGAGGCAGACCAAGAGAGACAAAAUAGUUCUGGAAGAGGCAGACCAAGAGAGACAAAAUAGUUCUGGAAGAGGUAGACCAAGAGAGACAAAAUACAGUGGGGGAAAAAAGUAUUUAGUCAGCCACCAAUUGUGCAAGUUCUCCCACUUAAUAAGAUGAGAGAGGCCUGUAAUGUUCAUCAUAGGUACACGUCAACUAUGACAGACAAAUUGAGGAAAAAAAAUCCAGAAAAUCACAUUGUAGGAUUUUUUAUGAAUUUAUUUACAAAUUAUGGUGGAAAAUAAGUAUUUGGUCACCUACAAACAAGCAAGAUUUCUGGCUCUCACAGACCUGUAACUUCUUCUUUAAGAGGCUCCUCUGUCCUCCACUCGUUACCUGUAUUAAUGGCACCUGUUUGAACUUGUUAUCAGUAUAAAAGACACCUGUCCACAAGUUCAAACAGUCACACUCCAAACUCCACUAUGGCCAAGACCAAAGAGCUGUCAAAGGACACCAGAAACAAAAUUGUAGACCUGCACCAGGCUGGGAAGACUGAAUCUGCAAUAGGUAAGCAGCUUGGUUUGAAGAAAUCAACUGUGGGAGCAAUUAUUAGGAAAUGGAAGACAUACAACACCACUGAUAAUCUCCCUCGAUCUGGGGCUCCACGCAAGAUCUCACCCUGUGGGGUCAAAAUGAUCACAAGAACGGUGAGCAAAAAUCCCAGAACCACACGGGGGGACCUAGUGAAUGACCUGCAGAGAGCUGGGACCAAAGUAACAAAGCCUACCAUCAGUAACACACUACGCCGCCAGGGACUCAAAUCCUGCAGUGCCAGACGUGUCCCCCUGCUUAAGCCAGUACAUGUCCAGGCCCGUCUGAAAUUUGCUAGAGUGCAUUUGGAUGAUCCAGAAGAGGAUUGGGAGAAUGUCAUAUGGUCAGAUGAAACCAAAAUAUAACUUUUUGGUAAAAACUCAACUCGUCAUGUUUGGAGGACAAAGAAUGCUGAGUUGCAUCCAAAGAACACCAUACCUACUGUGAAGCAUGGGGGUGGAAACAUCAUGCUUUAGGGCUGUUUUUCUGCAAAGGGACCAGGACGACUGAUCCGUGUAAAGGAAAGAAUGAAUGGGGCCAUGUAUCGUGAGAUUUUGAGUGAAAACCUCCUUCCAUCAGCAAGGGCAUUGAAGAUGAAACGUGGCUGGGUCUUUCAGCAUGACAAUGAUCCCAAACACAACCGCCCGGGCAACGAAGGAGUGGCUUUGUAAGAAGCAUUUCAAGGUCCUGGAGUGGCCUAGCCAGUCUCCAGAUCUCAACCCCAUAGAAAAUCUUUGGAGGGAGUUGAAAGUCCGUGUUGCCCAGCGACAGCCCCAAAACAUCACUGCUCUAGAGGAGAUUUGCAUGGAGGAAUGGGCCAAAAUACCAGCAACAGUGUGUGAAAACCUUGUGAAGACUUACAGAAAACGUUUGACCUGUGUCAUUGCCAACAAAGGGUAUAUAACAAAGUAUUGAGAAACUUUUGAUAUUGACCAAAUACUUAUUUUCCACCAUAAUUUGCAAAUAAAUUCAUUAAAAAUCCUACAAUGUGAUUUUCUGGAUUUUUUUUUCUCAUUUUGUCUGUCAUAGUUGACGUGUACCUAUGAUGAAAAUUACAGGCCUUUCUCAUCUUUAAGUGGGAGAACUUGCACAAUUGGUGGCUGACUAAAUACUUUUUUUCCCCACUGUAGUUCUGGAAGAGGCAGACCAAGAGAGACAAAAUAGUUCUGGAAGAGGCAGACCAAGAGAGACAAAAUAGUUCUGGAAGAGGUAGACCAAGAGAGACAAAAUAGUUCUGGAAGAGGCAGACCAAGAGAGACAAAAUAGUUCUGGAAGAGGUAGACCAAGAGACACAAACACAAGAAGGACAAGAAGGAAGGUAGGUUAAUCAGGGGUAGGGUUGUAAAAGUCCAGUAACUUUCCAAAAAGGUUUUCCAGAAAUCCCGUUUAGAGGAUUCCCCAAUUUCCUGCUUAUUCCAUCCUGAUUCUAAGAGAAACUCCAACCACAGGAUUUGUGGAAAACCUGUGAAUUUUGGGAAAGUUAGCAGAAUUUUGCAACCCUAACCAGAAGGGUAAACCAGAGUCAGUGUUUAUAAAGAAGCAGAUCAUCAGCAGAGACACACUUUAUUCUUGAUUACCAGUCUAUUCAUUUAUGUAAAUAAUGUACUGUAGAGGCCUUCAACCCUAUCAAAAGAGGCUUGGUUGCGAAAGUGAAAAGGAGGGGUGAGAGUGGGCAGCCCAGAAGGUCUAGUAGAAAGGGUACUUACUGCUCAUACAUACACAAUAAUUAUAAUCCACAUCUACAUUUUUUACAUUUUUAGUCAUUUAGCAGACGCUCUUAUCCAGAGCGACUCACAGGAGCAAUUAGGGUUAAGUGCCUUGCUCAAGGGCACAUCGACAGAUUUUUCACCUAGUCGGCUUGGGGGAUUAGAACCAGCGACCUUUCGGUUACUGGCCCAACGCUCUUAACCACUAAGCUACCUGCCACCGUCUACUGUAUGUUAUAUGUGCAUUAAGUUAUUGUUUUGUUGUGUUGUCCUCUGUAAGUUAUUGUUUUGUUGUGUUGUCCUCUAUACAGUAAGUUAUUGUUUUGUUGUGUUGUCCUCUAUAAGUUAUUGUGUUGUUGUGUUAUUCUCUGUAAGUUAUUGUUUUGUUUGUAUUUUCUGUAAGGUAUUGUUUUGUUGUGUUAUUCUCUGUAAGUUAUUGUUUUGUUGUGUUAUUCUCUGUGAGUUAUUGUUUUGUUGUGUUAUUUCUGUGAGUUAUUUUUUGUUGUGUUUGGACUCGAAGGUAAUUGUUUUGUUUGUGUUGUCCUCUAUACAGUAAUUAUUUGUUUUGUUGCUGUUCCUCUCUACAGUAAGUUAUGUUUUGUUGUGUUGUCCUCUAUUACAGUAGUUAUUGUUUUUGUUUGUGUUGUCCUCAUAUAUACAGUAAGUUAUUGUUUCUUUUGUUGUGUUGUCCUCUAUACAGUUAAGUUAUUGUUUUGUUGUUUGUCCUCUAUACAGUAAGUUAUUGUUUGUUGUGUUGUCCUCUAUACAUAAGUUAUUGUUUUGUUGUGUUGUCCUCUAUACAGUAAAGUUUAUUGUUUUGUUGUGUUGUCCUCCUAUACCAGUAAGUUAUUGUUUGUGUGUUGUCCUCUAUACAGUAAGUUAUUGUUUUGUUGUGUUGUCCUCUAUACAGUAAGUUAUUGUUUUGUUGUGUUGUCCUCUAUACAGUAAGUUAUUGUUUUGUUGUGUUGUCCUCUAUACAGUAAGUUAUUGUUUUGUUGUGUUGUCCUCUAUACAGUAAGUAUUGUUUGUUGUGUUGUCCUCUAUACAGUAAGUUAUUGUUUUGUUGUGUUGUCCUCUAUACAGUAAGUUAUUGUUUUGUUGUGUUGUCCUCUAUACAGUAAGUUAUUGUGUUGUUGUGUUGUCCUCUAUACAGUACGUUAUUGUGUUGUUGUGUUAUUUUCUGUAAGUUAUUGUGUUGUUGUGUUAUUCUCUGUAAGUUAUUGUGUUGUUAUGUUAUUCUCUAUACAGUAAGUUAUUGUUUUGUUGUGUUGUCCUCUAUACAGUAAGUUAUCGUGUUGUUGUGUUAUUCUGUAGGUCAUGUGACUAUAGAGUUAGGCGAGACAGAGGAGGAUCAGAAGGGAGGAGAGGAGGAGAAGUCUGAUGGACCAGGUGGGUACCACAGCCCAUUUUGAAAUACUGUAGUAUAUUGAAGCAAUAAGGCCCGAGGGAGUGUGGUAUAUGGCCAAUAUACCACGGCUAAGGGCUGUUCUUAUGCACGACGCAACGCAGAGUGCCUGGACACAUCCCUUAGCCGUGGUAUAUUGGCCAUAUACCACAAACCCCCGAGGUGCCUUAUUGCUAUUAUAAACUGGUUACCAACGUUAUUAGAGCAGUAGACAAGUAGUUAUGUGUCAAACCCAUGGUAUAUUGUCUGAUAUACCACGGCUUUCAGCCAAUCAGCAUCCAGGAGCCAAACUACCCGGUUUAUAAUUAUAUCCAAAACACAUGGAGAGACAAUGACCAACCUCGAUUCAAUACAAAACAUUUAAAUACAUAUAUUAUACAUUAUCCUUAAUAUAGUUUACUCAGAGUCUAUGAUAGUCAAUAACAAUGUGAACGUGAGCGUGGAUGUUAUGGCUACUUUAGUUGAAUGGACUGAUGUUAUGGCUACUUUAGUUGAAUGGACUGAUGUUAUGGCUACUUUAGUUGAAUGGACUGAUGUUACGGCUACUUUAGUUGAAUGGACUGAUGUUAUGGCUACUUUAGUUGAAUGGACUGAUGUUAUGGAUAGUUUAGUUGAAUGGACUGAUGUUAUGGCUACUUUAGUUGAAUGGACUGAUGUUAUGGCUACUUUAGUUGAAUGGACUGAUGUUAUGGCUACUUUAGUUGAAUGGACUGAUGUUAUGGCUACCUUAGUUGAAUGGACUGAUGUUAUGGCUACUUUAGUUGAAUGGACUGAUGUUAUGGCUACUUUAGUUGAAUGGACUGAUGUUAUGGAUACUUUAGUUGAAUGGACUGAUGUUAUGGAUACUUUAGUUGAAUGGACUGAUGUUAUGGCUACUUUAGUUGAAUGGACUGAUGUUAUGGAUACUUUAGUUGAAUGGACUGAUGUUAUGGCUACUUUAGUUGAAUGGACUGAUGUUAUGGAUAGUUUAGUUGAAUGGACUGAUGUUAUGGCUACUUUAGUUGAAUGGACUGAUGUUAUGGAUAGUUUAGUUGAAUGGACUGAUGUUAUGGAUAGUUUAGUUGAAUGGACUGAUGUUAUGGCUACUUUAGUUGAAUGGACUGAUGUUAUGGAUACUUUAGUUGAAUGGACUGAUGUUAUGGAUAGUUUAGUUGAAUGGACUGAUGUUAUGGAUAGUUUAGUUGAAUGGACUGAUGUUAUGGAUAGUUUAGUUGAAUGGACUGAUGUUAUGGAUAGUUUAGUUGAAUGGACUGAUGUUAUGGCUACUUUAGUUGAAUGGACUGAUGUUAUGGCUACUUUAGUUGAAUGGACUGACGUUAUGGCUACUUUAGUUGAAUGGACUGAUGUUAUGGCUACUUUAGUUGAAUGGACUGAUGUUAUGGCUACUUUAGUUGAAUGGACUGAUGUUAUGGAUGGUUUAGUUGAAUGGACUGAUGUUAUGGAUAGUUUAGUUGAAUGGACUGAUGUUAUGGCUACUUUAGUUGAAUGGACUGAUUGGACUGAUGUUAUGGCUACUUUAGUUGAAUGGACUGAUGUUAUGGCUACUUUAGUUGAAUGGACUGAUGUUAUGGCUACUUUAGUUGAAUGGACUGAUGUUAUGGCUACUUUAGUUGAAUGGACUGAUGUUAUGGCUACUUUAGUUGAAUGGACUGACGUUACGGCUACUUUAGUUGAAUGGACUGACGUUAUGGCUACUUUAGUUGAAUGGACUGAUGUUAUGGCUACUUUAGUUAAAUGGAAUGAUGUUAUGGCUACUUUAGUUGAAUGGACUGAUGUUAUGGCUACUUUAGUUGAAUGGACUGAUGUUAUGGCUACUUUAGUUGAAUGGACUGAUGUUAUGGCUACUUUAGUUGAAUGUACUGAUGUUAUGGCUACUUUAGUUGAAUGGACUGAUGUUAUGGCUACUUUAGUUGAAUGGACUGAUGUUAUGGCUACUUUAGUUGAAUGGACUGAUGUUAUGGCUACUUUAGUUGAAUGGACUGAUGUUACGGCUACUUUAGUUGAAUGGACUGAUGUUACGGCUACUUUAGUUGAAUGGACUGAUGUUACGGCUACUUUAGUUGAAUGGACUGAUGUUAUGGCUACUUUAGUUGAAUGGAUUGAUGUUAUGGCUACUUUAGUUGAAUGGACUGAUGUUAUGGCUACUUUAGUUGAAUGGACUGAUGUUAUGGCUACUUUAGUUGAAUGGACUGAUGUUAUGGCUACUUUAGUUGAAUGGACUGAUGUUAUGGCUACUUUAGUUGAAUGGACUGAUGUUAUGGAUAGUUUAGUUGAAUGGACUGAUGUUAUGGAUAGUUUAGUUGAAUGGACUGAUGUUAUGGAUAGUUUAGUUGAAUGGACUGAUGUUAUGGAUAGUUUAGUUGAAUGGACUGAUGUUAUGGCUACUUUAGUUGAAUGGACUGACGUUAUGGCUACUUUAGUUGAAUGGACUGACGUUAUGGCUACUUUAGUUGAAUGGACUCAUGUUAUGGCUACUUUAGUUGAAUGGACUGAUGUUAUGGCUACUUUAGUUGAAUGGACUGAUGUUAUGGCUACUUUAGUUGAAUGGACUGAUGUUAUGGCUACUUUAGUUAAAUGGACUGAUGUAAUGGCUACUUUAGUUGAAUGGACUGAUGUUAUGGCUACUUUAGUUGAAUGGACUGAUGUUAUGGCUACUUUAGUUGAAUGGACUGAUGUUACGGCUACUUUAGUUGAAUGGACUGAUGUUAUGGCUACUUUAGUUGAAUGGACUGAUGUUAUGGCUACUUUAGUUGAAUGGACUGAUGUUAUGGCUACUUUAGUUGAAUGGACUGAUGUUAUGGCUACUUUAGUUGAAUGGACUGAUGUUAUGGCUACUUUAGUUGAAUGGACUGAUGUUAUGGCUACUUUAGUUGAAUGGACUGAUGUUAUGGCUACUUUAGUUGAAUGGACUGAUGUUAUGGCUACUUUAGUUGAAUGGACUGAUGUUAUGGCUACUUUAGUUGAAUGGACUGAUGUUAUGGAUAGUUUAGUUGAAUGGACUGAUGUUAUGGCUACUUUAGUUGAAUGGACUGAUGUUACGGCUACUUUAGUUGAAUGGACUGAUGUUAUGGCUACUUUAGUUGAAUGGACUGAUGUUAUGGCUACUUUAGUUGAAUGGACUGAUGUUACGGCUACUUUAGUUGAAUGGACUGACGUUAUGGCUACUUUAGUUGAAUGGACUGAUGUUAUGGCUACUUUAGUUGAAUGGACUGAUGAUAUGGCUACUUUAGUUGAAUGGACUGAUGUUAUGGCUACUUUAGUUGAAUGGACUGAUGUUAUGGCUACUUUAGUUGAAUGGACUGAUGUUAUGGCUACUUUAGUUGAAUGGACUGAUGUUAUGGCUACUUUAGUUGAAUGGACUGAUGUUACGGCUACUUUAGUUGAAUGGACUGACAUUAUGGUUACUUUAGUGGAAAUGAUUGAUUGUAAGUCACUUUGACUAAGAGUCUAUGGUAAAUGUAACUUCUCUUCCACGUCCCAGCAGACAACGUCCUGAAGCGAGUGUUCGACGUCGUCAAGUUCACCUGGGCGUUGUUCCAGACCGCGGUGGAGAGCUUCACCAAGUGGAUGAACAACGUGUGUAGAGAACACCAAGACAUCUCCACCGUGCUGCGCAUUGAGAGAUGCAUGCUCACUAGAGAGGUCAAAAAGGUAGUGACCUGCUACUGUCGCUCUCUCUCUGUCUGUCUUUGAGUUUUUUUAUUUUACACACUUAUAAAUAGUUACGUUUUGACUUUAAUAUACAACAAACUAUCAAAAUAGAGAAUUAAGUGAUGAUCUUGAUCCUAACCAUCAAACCUCUCCCCAGGGUAACGCCCCGUCCAGAAAGACUAUCCAUGUGUUCUACCAGAAGCAUGAAUCAAUGACAACAUAUAUAACCUACAGUCCAUUGGGAAAGUAUUCAGACCCCUUGACUUUCUCCACAAUUUGUUACGUUACAGCCUUAUUCUAAAAUUGAUUAAAUUGUUUUUUUCCCCUCAUCAAUCUACACACAAUACCGCAUAAUGACAAAGCAAAAACUAGUUUUUAGACAUUUUUGCUAAUUUAUUAAAAAUAAAAAACAGAAAUAUGACAUUUACAUAAGUAUUCAGACCCUUUACUCAGUACUUUGUUGAAGCACCUUUGGCAGCGAUUACAGCCUCGAGUCUUCUUGGGUAUGAUGCUACAAGCUUGGCACACCUGUAUUUGGGGAGUUUCUCCCAUUCUUCUCUGAAGAUCCUCUCACGCUCUGUCAGGUUGGAUGGGGAGCUCUGGAGCACUGUCAGAGUGACCAUCGGGUUCUUGGUCACCUCCCUGACCAAGGCCCUUCUUCCCCGAUUGCUCAGUUUGUCCGGGCGGCCAGCUCUAGGAAGAGUCUUGGUGGUUCCAAACUUAUUUCAUUUAAGAAUGAUGGAGGCCACUGUGUUCUUGGACAUUCAAUGCUGCAGAAAUGUUUUGGUACCCUUUCCCAGAUCUGUACCUCGACACAAUCCUGUCUCGGAGCUCUACGGACAAUUCCUUCGACCUCAUGGCUUGGUUUUUGCUCUGACAUGCACUGUCAACUGUGGGACCUUAUAUAGACAGGUGUGUGCCUUUCCAAAUCAUGUCCAAUCAAUUGAAUUCACCACAGGUGGACUCCAGUCAAGUUGUAGAAACAUCUCAAGGAUGAUCAAUGGAAACAGGAUGCACCUGAACUCAAUUUCGAGUCUCAUAACAAAGGGUCUGAAUACUUAUGUAAAUAAGAUAUUUCUGUUUUUCGCUUCGUCAUAAUGGGAUAUUGUGUGUAGAUUGAUGAGGGACAAAAAUAUUUAAUCCAUUUUAGAAUAAGGCCGUAACGUAGCAAAAUGUGAAAAAGGGAAGGGGUCUGAAUACUUUACGAAUGCACUGUAUAUGUAACCUGUUUUAAUGUUAAGGUAUAACUCCCCUGAAGGGUAACGUCCCGUGCAGAGAAAGUAUCCAUGUGUUCUACCAGAAGCAGAUGAAUCAACGACAACAUAUUGAAUAACCUAUAUGUAACCUAUAUUAAUGUAUAACUCCCCUGCAGGGUAACGUCCCGUCCAGAGAAAGUAUCCAUGUGUUCUACCAGAAGCAGAUGAAUCAACGACAACAUAUUGAAUAACCUAUAUGUAACCUAUAUUAAUGUAUAACUCCCCUGCAGGGUAACGUCCCGUCCAGAGAAAGUAUCCAUGCGUUCUACCAGAAGCAGAUGAAUAUGAACACGUCGCGGGGGUCCAGUCUGGACUGGCUCAGUGAGGGGGGGUCUCACAGGGUCCGGAGAAGGAGAGACGGCUAUCGCAUGGAGAGCCAGGACUCCAUUGCAUCUAUGGCCUCCAGGGAUAGUAUAUCCAGGUAAGUGUAUGGUAUGUCAACUAUACCUGCAUGAUGAAUAUCUCCCAGAGACAGCGUAUCUUCCAGAGACAGCGUAUCUCCCAGAGACAGCGUAUCUCCCAGAGACAGCGUAUCUUCCAGAGACAGCGUAUCUUCCAGAGACAGCGUAUCUUCCAGAGACAGCGUAUCUUCCAGAGACAGCAUAUCUUCCAGAGACAGCAUAUCUAUUAGAAUCCCUGGAGCGGCAGGUAGCUUAGUGGUUAAGAGCGUUGUGCCAGUAACCGAAAGGUCGCUGGUUCUAAUCCCCGAGCCGACUAGGUGAAAAAUCUGUCGAUGUGCCCUUGAGCAAGGCACUUAACCCUAAUUGCUCCUGUAAGUCGCUCUGGAUAAGAGCGUAUGCUAAAUGACGUAAAAUGUAAAAAAAUGAAUCCUAUGUGAAAGGAGUAUUACAAUACAACGCUGACAAAAAGUAUUUGCCCCCUUUCUGAUUUUCUCUAUUUUUGAUACCGAACGUUAUCAGAUCUUCAACCAAAACCUAAUAUUAGAUAAAGGGAACCUGAGUUUACAAAAGAAUAAAAAUAAUGAUACUUAUAUAUUUAUUUAAUUAACACAGUUAUGCAAAGUUAUGCAACACCCAAUGCCCCUGUGUGAAAAAGUAAUUGCCCCCUUACACUCAAUAACUGGUUGUGCCACCUUUAGCUGCAAUGACUGCAACCAAAUGCUUCCUGUAGUUGUUGAUCAGUCUCUCACGUCGCUGUGGAGGAAUUUUGGCCCACUCUUGCAUACAGAACUGCUUUAACUCAACAACAUUUGUGGGUUUUCAAGCAUGAGCUGCUCGUUUCAAGUCUUUGCCACAACAUCUUGACCGUUGGUAUGAGGUUCUUAAUGUGGAAUGACGCUCGUAUUCCAAGCUCUUUUGACUCGUUUUGAGUUUUGGUUCACUAAAGUCUAUUGGACUAAGUUCCUGCGUCCUGCGCUUGAUUCCUGCACCACACCUUCACAGCACACCUUCUGACAGCCAGACAUAAAUGGGACACAUCUCAUCCAAAAAGUUGACUCAAGUUUGCGUAAAAAGAACCUGGAAGCACUUGCAUGAUCAUCAAGACUUGGAAGAAUGUUCUAUGGACAGAUGAGUCAAAUGUAUAACUUUUUGGACGACAUGGGUCCCAUUAUGACUGGCGAAAACCAAACUCUGCAUUCCACAGUAAGAACAUCAUACCAAAGGUCAAGCAUGGUGGUGGUGGUGUGAUGGUUUGGGGUUGCUUUGCUGCCUCAGGACCUGGACGACUUGCCUUAAUAGAAGGAACCAUGAAUUCUGCUCUGUAUCAGAGAAUUCUACAGGAGAAUGUCAGACCAUCCGUCUGUGAGCUGAAGCUGAAGCACAGCUGGGUCAUGCAGCAAGACAAUGAUCCAAAACACACAAUCAAGUCUACAUGAAAAUUGCUAAAAAGCAACAAAUUGGACGUUUUGGAAUGGCCUAGUCAAAGUCCAGACCUAAUCCCAAUUGAGAUGUUGUGGCAGGACUUGAAACGAGCAGUUCAUGCUUGAAAACCCACAAAUGUCGCUGAGUUAAAGCAGUUCUGCAUGGAAGAGUGGGCCAAAAUUCCUCCACAGUGACGUGAGAGACUAAUCAACAACUACAGGAAGCGUUUGGUUGGAGUCAUUUCAGCUAAAGGUGGCACAACCAGUUAUUGAAUGUAAUGGGGCAAUUACUUUUUCACACAGGGGAAUUGGGUGUUGCAUAACUUUGUUUAUGAAAUAAAUUAAAUAAGUAUGUAAUUGUUGUGUUAUUUGUUCACUCAGGUUCCGUUUAUCUAAUAUUAGGUUUUGGUUGAAGAUUUAGUAUAAAAAAAUAUGCGAAAGUAGAGAAAUUUAGAAAAGGGGGCAAAUACUUUUUUCACAGCACCGUAUCUUCCGGAGACCGAGCAGAGUGCUUGAGAUAUCCUAUUAUUACCUUCCAUAUGUUCAGUAUCUUCAGCAGGGAGGAUACAGGCUGAGGGAUGAGGAAUCGCAUUCUACAUUCUGCCAUUACCUCCCCACUAACUUCACCAUUUGGAAACCUCCACUUCGUUAGCUGUGCCAUGUGGAAGCCAUGUUGUAACCAUGAUGUCAUUCCACUCCUUUAUUUCCCAUGUCUCCAUCUCUCUAUCCCAUCAGUGCCUACACUGAGGCCACCAUGCUGUUCUCCCGCCAAGACACGCUGGACGAGCUGGACGGAAUGCCGUCAGACGUUCCCAUUCCCAAAACCAGCGAUCGUGCCCGGCCCAAACUCCAUAAGAUUUACGGCCUGGACGCCUCCAAGUCGACUGACAGCAGCAGCAGCCAAGUGUCCAGGUGCCAGGUCCAAGCCAAAAACCUCCUCUUCCUCCUCCUCUUCCUCCUCUUCCUCCUCUUCCUCUUCCUCUUCCUCCUCCUCUUCCUCCUCUUCCUCCUCAUCUUCCUCUUCCUCCUCCUCUUCCUCCUCCUCCUCUUCUUCCUCCUCCUCCUCUUCCUCAUCAUCUUCCUCCUCUUCCUCCUCUUCCUCCUCUUCCUCCUCUUCCUCCUCCUCCUCCUCUUCCUCCUCCUACUCCCCUUCCUCCUCCUCCUCUUCCUCCUCCUCCUCCUCUUCCUCCCCUCGAACCCAUUUUGUGUUUAUGUGUUGCUUAUUAUAACUUAUCAUCAUUACAUGUGGUUUGUCAGUCAUCUUUAUAAACGUUGUUUCUGUUCCUCAAACUUCACAAACUACUGUCAAUAUACAUUUUGGGAUUAAUAGGACUAUUUAUGCCCUUCACAUUGAAUGAGAUCAAUGUCAGAUUGUCAGUCAUGCUUGUCAGUCAUGCUUGCUGUUCUCUCAACCAAAGUUUGAAACUACACAAUGAUACAUUGGGCUGUUGAGUGAGUGUCACCCAAUUACUCUCAACUUUGUGAAUACAGUACUGAGCAUCGACAGUAACCAGUAUCUUUGUGAAUACAGUACAGAGCAUCGACAGUAACCAGUAACUUUGUGAAUACUUAGUGUUUGUCUGUCUGUUGUUUGUCUGUCUGUCUGUCCCCCACAGCGAGGCGACUCAGUGCAUCACUCUCUACUCACGGCAGGGCACCACUGACACCAUCGAGGAGGUGGAGGACGAACAGGACCAGGGGGAGGACAGGCAGCACGGACCCUGGGGACCCCCACAUCCGGAGGCAGAGGGGGCUGAGGGUACACCCUGGUGGAGGGGUGGUGGAGAGACCACGGAGGAGGAGAGGGACCAGGGCCAGGGGGAUCCAUGGGGGUCUCCAGGCCCAGGGGAGGGCCCCUCCUUCAGGGUAGACGGUCCAACCUCGACACUCCUGGCCCUUCCACCAGGGUCCCAGGACUGUACCACUGACAGUGACGAUGGGGGUGUCCGGCAGGAGUACCUGAACACAGAGGAAUGGGACUGGGCGGGUCAGCUGUACACCCCAAACACCUCGGACGCCCCAAACACCUCGGACGCCCCAAACACCUCGGACGCUGACGUGUCUCCCAGCUACAGCAAGGUUGGUUGUCUAUGUCCCUUGUCACACUGAGCCGGGUUCCGACUUUUUCCUGGCCACUGCUUUCACUUCUGCUUUGCUUGCUUUUUGGGGUCGGGCCGGGUUACUGCAAAGCACUUUGUGACAACUGCUGAUGUUAAAACGGCUUUUAUAAAAAAUACAUUUGAUUGAUUGAUUUAUAAUUUGAUUGCUCACACAGCAGCACUUGGUGAUUUGUAGUAUAAUGAAAAGUGUAAACUAAAUAUAUUAUUAUUAUUAUUUUGUUAUUAAGGCGGUGAGCUUCGACCGUCUGGAGGUGACUGAUGAUGAUGAUGAUGAUGAGAGGAUGAUGGUGAUGACCCCUGACACCAGCCGGUCAGACUAUAUGGACGAUCCCCUGCUGCCCUCACUGACCUCUGAGCUCACCGCCAGCGAGCUGCUGCUCAACAAGUAAGUGGAUAAGACACUGUCUAUUCUAGAUAAAAUAGAACUCGUCUAUACAGUGGAAUUGAGUACAAUAGGACAGUACUUGCCAACCAUUUUUUGAACUGUGGCACACCUUGAUUUGGUUAAAACAUUUUGCAGCACAUCUAAAAUGUCCCUAUUUAUUAAUUUAGUGGUAAUGACUUCCAUCUCAUCUGAUCCAUACUGCAAAUCAUCUAUUUUCUGUGACAAAGAUUUAAUGGGGUUUAUUUGAACUAUUGUCAUAGUUCCUUACUCAUAAUGACUCAUUUCCACUUUAAGAGCCUCCCACAAAUCUGCACAAAAAAAAUACACAACGUGGCCAAAAGUAUGUGGACACCGGUUCGUCAAACAUCUAAUUCCGAAAUCAUGGGCAUUAAUAUGGAAUUUGUCCCCCCUUUGCUGCUAUAACAGCCUCCACUCUUCUGGGAAGGCUUUCCACUAGAUGUUGGAACAUUGCUGCGGGGACUUGCUUCCAUUCAGCCACAAGAGCAUUAGUGAGGUCGGACACUGAUGUUGGGCGAUUAGGCCUGGCUCGCAGUCGGCGUUCCAAUUCAUCCCAAAGGUGUUCGAUGGGGUUGAGGUCAGGGCUCUGUGCAGGCCAGUCAAGUUCUUCCACACCUAUCUCGACAAACCAUUUCUGUAUGAACCUCGCUUUGUGCACAGGGGCAUUGUCAUUCUGAAACAGGAAAGGGCCUUCCCCAAACUGUUGCCACAAAGUUGGAAGCACAGAAUCAUCUAGAAUGUCAUUGUAUGCUGUAGCGUUAAGAUUUCCCUUCACUGGAACUAAGGGGCCUAGCCCGAACCAUGAAAAACAGCCCCAGACCAUUAUUCCUCCUCCAUCAAACUUUACAGUUGGCACUAUGCAUUGGGGCAGGUAGAGUUCUCCUGGCAUCUGCCAAACCCAGAUUUGACCGUCGGACUGCCAGAUGAUGAAUCGUGAUUCAUCACUCCAGAGAACACGUUUCCACUGCUCCAGAGUCCAAUGGCGGCAAGCUUUAUACCACUCCAGCCAAAGCUUGGCAUUGCUUGUGUGCGGCUGCUCGGCCAUGGAAACCCAUUUCAUGAAGCUCCCGACGAGCAGUUCCUGUGCUGACGUUGCUUCCAGAGGCAGUUUGGAACUCGGUAGUGAGUGUUGCAACCGAGGACAGACGAUUUUUACGCACUACACGCUUCAGCUUGAAAGACACUGAGCUCUUCAGUAAGGCCAUUCUACUGCCAAUGUUUGUCUAUGGAGAUUGCAUGGCUGUGUGCUCGAUUUUAUACACCUGUCAGCAUGGGUGUAGCUGAAAUUGCCGAAUCCACUCAUUUGAAGGGGUGUCCACAUACUUUAGUGUAUUUUUUUUAUAGCUCUGGUAAUAUAGGUCUUUCAUUUUGAACAGUUUGGGCUAGAGACGAGUGGUUUUCUGCAUUUUAAACAUGUAACCACAGACACAAACCUCCGUUUGUUUCUAUAGCAGAGGCUGUGGUCCAGCUAAGCCUCAUCAGACUUGCUUGUGCUAACAGUUCUCACAGGGGAAGUGAAAUGAUACUAAUUACUUUGCUUGUGUUGCGCGCUCCUCAAAUGAUACUAAUUAUUUUGCUUGUGUUGCGCGCUCCUCAAAUGAUACUAAUUAUUUUUGCUUGUGUUGCGCGCUCCUCAAAUGAUACUAAUUAUUUUGCUUGUGUUGCGCGCUCCUCAAAUGAUACUAAUUAUUUUGCUUGUGAUGCGCGCUCCUCAAAUGAUACUAAUUAUUUUGCUUGUGUUGCGCGCUCCUCAAAUGAUACUAAUUAUUUUGCUUGUGUUGCGCGCUCCUCAAAUGAUACUAAUUAUUUUGCUUUUGUUGCGCGCUCCUCAAAUGAUACUAAUUAUUUUGCUUGUGAUGCGCGCUCCUGAAAUGAUACUAAUUAUUUUGCUUGUGUUGCGCGCUCCUCAAAUGAUACUAAUUACUUUGCUUGUGUUGCGCGCUCCUCAAAUGAUACUAAUUAUUUUGCUUGUGUUGCGCGCUCCUCAAAUGAUACUAAUUACUUUGCUUGUGUUGCGCGCUCCUCAAAUGAUACUAAUUAUUUUGCUUGUGUUGCGCGCUCCUCAAAUGAUACUAACGUAACAACGGUCUGAGCACACUGGACUGUUUAACAACCACACAGACGGAACCAUGUGGCAUUUUAAUGUUUUAUCUGACCACCACUAGUGCUCCCAAGUCAACAGUCCAUGUGCAUUCCACAGGGUCACAUUUUAUAAGUGAGUGUUCAUUAUUUUUUUUAUUUUUUUUUCAAGAUUAGGAAAGGUUUUGCGGCCUGAGACUUUCCUCAAAGCACAACAGUGUGCUGCGACACCGCGGUUGAAAACCACCGCUAUAGAGGAUGGUGGAACACAUGACUACCUGAAAUUAUGCUUCAUUUGUUAUCAAAUUUAAUUCAAUUACUUCCUACGCAAAACCUUAGGGUCCAUGAUUCUAAUGGGAAACAUUCACACCUCCAUCCUAGCUUGGUCGCCGGAUCUUUUAACUCUUUAGCUAAUAUCCCCCGCCCCCCCCCCCCACCCCCCUCCAUCAGGAUGUUCCAUAAUGAGGAGUUGGAGCGGUCCGACCGGUUCUACGCGGGCCAGCCACUGGCGUUCCAGUUGGUCUACGCCCUGUACAACAUGCUGGUGGCCCACUCUGAGAUGGUGUGUUACCUGGUCAUCAUCCUCAACAACAUGCAUUCAGCCUCCUGCAUCACCCUGGUCCUCCCCAUCCUCAUCUUCCUCUGGGCCAUGCUGUCGGUGCCCAGACCCAGUAAGAGGUUCUGGAUGACCGCCAUCGUUUACACCGAGGUAACGGAGCACUGCGUCCCAAACAGUACCCUAUUCUCUAGUUAGUGCACUACUUUUAGCCAGGGCGCAUAGGGCUCUGGUCAAAAGUAGUGCACUAUAUAAGGACUAGGGUGCCAUUCUCUGGUCUAAAGUAGUGCACUAUAUAGGGAAUAGGGUGCCAUUCUCUGGUCUAAAGUAGUGCACUAUAUAAGGGACUAGGGUGCCAUUCUCUGGUCUAAAGUAGUGCACUAUAUAAGGACUAGGGUGCCAUUCUCUGGUCUAAAGUAGUGCACUAUAUAGGGAAUAGGGUGCCAUUCUCUGGUCUAAAGUAGUGCACUAUAUAGGGAAUAGGGUGCCAUUCUCUGGUCUAAAGUAGUGCACUAUAUAAGGACUAGGGUGCCAUUCUCUGGUCUAAAGUAGUGCACUAUAUAGGGAAUAGGGUGCCAUUCUCUGGUCUAAAGUAGUGCACUAUAUAGGGAAUAGGGUACCAUUUGGGACUCAGGCUAGAUAAUAAUGUAUAUUGCUAUACGCUACACAGAGCUACUGCCCAGUAAACACAUGACACUGCUAUAGUCUGUGACAGACAGGUCCCACGGCCGAGCUAGAGGUUUUGAAAGACCGCCAUUGUACACUGGCGUAUGGGAUGGCAUUAUCUUAAUAUAAUUUACAUGCAGGUACUUUCUAUGAUAGUUUACUUUACAAUUCUUUAGUUGAAUAUGUAUUGUCUGUGCACCGUGUUAAUCCUGUCUAUGACCCUACACAAUGAGUGUCUCUAAGUUAACAAAACGAUCAUGAUACUCAUCUCUAAGGAUGCCCCUGAAGAGAAAUACAAUAUUUGUGGUGACUAUUUACAUUUUACAUUUUAGUCAUUCAGCAGACGCUCUUAUUCAGAGCGAUUUACAGUUAUUGCAUUAAUCUGAAGAACAGUCAGUCAUUCAUCUGAAGAACAGUCAGUUCAUUCAUCUGAAGAACAGUCAGUCAUUCAUCUGAAGAACAGUCAGUUCAUUCAUUUGAAGAACAGUCAGUCAUUCAUCUGAAGAACAGUCAGUUCAUUCAUCUGAAGAACAGUCAGUCAUUAAUCUGAAGAACAGUCAGUCAUUAAUCUGAAGAACAGUCAGUCAGUAAUCUGAAGAACAGUCAGUCAUUAAUCUGAAGAACAGUCAGUCAGUAAUCUGAAGAACAGUCAGUCAUUAAUCUGAAGAACAGUCAGUCAGUAAUCUGAAGAACAGUCAGUCAGUAAUCUGAAGAACAGUCAGUCAGUAAUCUGAAGAACAGUCAGUUCAUUCAUCUGAAGAACAGUCAGUCAUUAAUCUGAAGAACAGUCAGUCAGUAAUCUGAAGAACAGUCAGUUCAUUCAUCUGAAGAACAGUCAGUUCAUUCAUCUGAAGAACAGUCAGUUCAUUCAUCUGAAGAACAGUCAGUUCAUUCAUCUGAAGAACAGUCAGUCAUUAAUCUGAAGAACAGUCAGUUCAUUUAUCUGAAGAACAGUCAGUCAGUAAUCUGAAGAACAGUCAGUCCAUUCAUCUGAAGAACAGUCAGUUCAUUCAUCUGAAGAACAGUCAGUUCAUUCAUCUGAAGAACAGUCAGUUCAUUAAUCUGAAGAACAGUCAGUCAUUAAUCUGAAGAACAGUCAGUCAGUAAUCUGAAGAACAGUCAGUCAGUAAUCUGAGAACAGUCCAUCUGAAGAACAGUCAGUUCAUUCAUCUGAAGAACAGUCAGUUCAUUCAUCUGAAGAACAGUCAGUUCAUUCAUCUGAAGAACAGUCAGUUCAUUCAUCUGAAGAACAGUCAGUUCAUCAUCUGAAGAACAGUCAGUUCAUUCAUCUGAAGAACAGUCAGUCAUUCAUCUGAAGAACAGUCAGUCAGUAAUCUGAAGAACAGUCAGUGAUUAAUCUGAAGAACAGUCAGUCAUUCAUCUGAAGAACAGUCAGUUCAUUCAUCUGAAGAACAGUGAGUUCAUUCAUCUGAAGAACAGUCAGUUCAUUCAUCUGAAGAACAGUCAGUCAUUCAUCUGAAGAACAGUCAGUUCAUUUAUCUGAAGAAGAGUCAGUCAGUAAUCUGAAGAACAGUCAGUCCAUUCAUCUGAAGAACAUUCAGUUCAUUCAUCUGAAGAACAGUCAGUUCAUUCAUCUGAAGAACAGUCAGUUCAUCAUCUGAAGAACAGUCAGUCAUUCAUCUGAAGAACAGUCAGUCAGUAAUCUGAAGAACAGUCAGUGAUUAAUCUGAAGAACAGUCAGUUCAUUCAUCUGAAGAACAGUCAGUCAGUAAUCUGAAGAACAGUCAGUCAGUAAUCUGAAGAACAGUCAGUCAUUCAUCUGAAGAACAGUCAGUCAGUAAUCUGAAGAACAGUCAGUGAUUAAUCUGAAGAACAGUCAGUGAUUACUCUGAAGAACAGUCAGUGAUUAAUCUGAAGAACAGUCAGUUCAUUCAUCUGAAGCGUUUUCUCUUAUUUGUACCUUUAUUUAACUAGGCAAGUCAAUUAAGAACAAAUUCUUAUUUACAAUAACGGCCUACCAAGAGGCAAAAGGCCUUUUGCGGGGACGGGGGCUGGGAUAAAAAUUUUUUUUUUUGGGUCAAAACACGCAUCACGACAAGAGAGACACCACAACACUACAUAAAGAGAGACCUAAGACAACAUCACAGCAUGGUAGCAACACAUGACAACACAGCAUGGUAGCAACACAACAUGACAACAACACGGUAGCAACACAACAUGGUAGCAGCACAAACAUGGUACAGACAUUGUUAGGCACAGACAACAGACAUGAAUGGCAAAGAGACAACGAUACGUCACGCGAAGCAGCCACAAGUUUCAGUAAGAGAGUCCAUGAUUGAGUCUAUGAAUGUAGAGAUGGAGAUCAAACUGUCCUGUGUUUUUUGCAGCUCCUUCCAGUUCGCCAGCUGCAGCGAACUGAAAAGAGGAGCGACCCAGGGUUGUGUGUGCUUUGGGGACCUUUAACAGAAUGUGACUGGCAGAACGGGUGUUGUAUGUGGAGGAUGAGGGCUGCAGUAGGUAUCUCAGAUAGGGGGGAGUGAGGCCUAAGAGGGUUUUAUGAAUAAACAUCAACCAGUGGGUCUUGCGUCGGGUGUACAGAGAUGACCAGUUUACAGAGGAGUUUAGAGUUCAGUGAUGUGUCCUAUAAGGAGAAUUGGUGGCAAAUCUGAUGGCCGAAAGGUAAAGAAUAUUUAGCCGCUCGAGAGUCUCCGUAAUCUAGCAUGGGUAGGAUGGUCAUCUGAAUCAGGGUUAGUUUGGCAGCUGGGGUGCUCUCCUUACGGAACCAUAUGACCUUUGUUUUGGAGGUGUUCAGAACAAGGGUUAAGGGCAGAGAAAGCUUGUUGGACACUAAGAAAGCUUUGUUGUAGAGCGUUCAACACGAAAUCCGGGGAGGGGCCAGCUGAGUAUAAGACUGUAUCAUCUGCAUAUAAAUGGAUGAGAGAGCUUCCUACUGCCUGAGCUAUGUUGUGAUGUAAAUAGAGAAGAGCGUGGGGCCUAGGAUGGAGCCUUGGGGUACUCCCUUGGUGACAGGCAGUGGCUGAGACAGCAGAUGUUCUGACUUUAUACACUGCACUCUUUGAGAGAGGUAGUUAGCAAACCAGGCCAAAGACCCCUCAGAGACACCAAUACUCCUUAGUCGACCCACAAGAAUGGAAUGGUCUGCCGUAUCAAAGGCUUAAAAAUAGCAGCACAACAUUGCUUAGAAUCAAGGGCAGUGGUAACAUAAUUUAGUACCUUUAAAGUUGCAGUGACACAACCACAUAUCUCAGUCAUAGUAAGUACAUUUUUCCUCAAUAAAGUAGCUAUCGGCAAAGUCAGAGCUAGUAAGGGGGGAAAAAGUCAAGUGCGAGUGUUAGUUCACAAAAGGCUUUCUUUGGGUGGGGUGGGGGGGUUGCUGUGGGAUUAUUUAAGAUACUCUUUGAAGAGGUAGGAUUUCAGAUGUUUUCGGAAGAUGGGCAGGGACUCUGCUGUCCUAGCUUCAGGGGGAAGCUGGUUCCACAAUUGGGGUGCCAGGACAGAGAAGAGCUUGGACUGGGCUGAGCAGAGCAGGACCUGCCCUCCCGUAGGGGUGGGUGGGCCAAGAUACCAGAGGUCGUAGAACAGAGUACUCAAGUUAGGGUGUAGGGUUUGAGCAGAGCCUGAAGGUAAGGAGGGGCGGUUCCUCUUGCUGCUCCGUAGGUAAGUACCAUGGUUUUGUAGUGGAUGCGAGCUUCGGCUGGAAGCCAGUGGAGUGUGUGGAGGAGUGGGGUGACAUGGGAGAACUUGGGAAGGUCGAACACCAGGCGGGCUGCAGUGUUCUGGAUAAGUUGCAGGGGUUUGAAGGCACAAGCGAGGAGCCCAGUUCAUCAGAGAGUUACAGUAGUCCAGACGGGAGAGGACAAGUGCCUGGAUUAGGACCUGCGCCGCUUCCUGUGUGAGGUAGGGUCGUACUCUACAGAUGUUGUAGAGCAUGAACCUGCGGGAGCGGGUCACUGCUUUGAUGUUUGCAGAGAACGACAGGGUGUUGUCCAGGAUCUCCCCAAGGUUCUUUGCACUCUGGGAGGGGGACACCGUGGAGUUGUCAACCGUGAUGGAAAGGUCUUGAAGAGGGCAGGCCUUCCCCGGGAGGAAGAGCAGUUCCGUCUUGUCGAGGUUGAGCAUGAGGUGCUGGGCUGACAUCCAAGCUGAGAUAUCUGCCAGGCACGCAGAGAUGCGUGUCGCAACCUAGGUGUCAGAAGGGGGGAAGGAGAAAGGUAGUUGAGUGUCGUCCGCAUAGCAAUGAUAGGAGAGACCAUGUGAUGAUAUGACAGAGCUGAGUGACUUGGUGUAUAGAGAGAAGAGGAGAGGGUCUAGAACCGAGCCCUGGGGGACACCAGUAGUGAGAGUAUGUGGUGCAGACACAGAUCCUCUCCACGUCACCUGGUAGGAUGCAAUCCAAAAGUGCACAGAACCUGAGACGCCCAGCCCUGAGAGGGUGGAGAGGAGGAUCUGAUGGUUCACGGUGUCGAAGGCAGCGGAUAGAUCUAGGAGGAUGAGGACAAAGGAGAGCGAAUCAGCUUUGGCAGUGAGGAGAGCCUCAGUGACACAGAGAAGAGCAGUCUCGGUUGAGUGACCCAUCUUGAAGCCUGACUGGUUAGGCUCAAGAAGAUCGUUCUGAGAGAGAUAGCAAGAGAGUGUUGGUCAUGUGUGUUAUGGAAAGAAAAGAAAUAAGCGAUACCGGUCUGUAGAUUUUGACAUCAGAUGGUCGUGGUCAGGAAUAAGGGAAGUGAGGAAUAGAAGGUCUCCAGAGAUGGUCUGAAGAAGGGAGGAGGGGAUGGUGUCCAGCGGGCAGGUUGUCGGACGGCCAGACCUCACUAGUCGCAGGAUGUCAUCUGGAGAGAGAGGGGAGAAAGAGGUCAAGGCGUAGGGUAGUUCUGUGUGAGCGAGACCAGUGGACUCAAUAGGCUGAGUGAAUGAGGAGCGGAUGUCGUCAACCAAUUUUUCAAAGUGGUUGACAAAGUCGUCCACAGAGAGGGGGGGGGGGGGGGGGGGGGGAUUAAGGAGGGAGGAGAAUGUGGAUAAUAGUUUUCUAGGGUUAGGGGCAGAAGCUUGAAAUUUAGAGUGAUAGAAAGUGGCUUUAGCAGCAGAUACAGAGGAAGAGAAGGUUGUUAUGUGAAUUUCUAUCUCUAAUUCAACCUAAGCUUGAAUCAUUACCAGAGGUUGUAAGGCUCUGGUUUUAAUCAUCAAUGAUUCAAGGUCCACAACCCACAAGGAUUAUCUCUAUUUUUAUUCAUGGAGAGCUCUGGCGCUAAAAACACAUACAUUACUGUUUUAUACCUCCUGACAAACAAAGGUACUUUGCUCCUCCCACCUUUAGGUGGCUUUUCUAAACAGUUUCCGCCUUCCCCUUCACCCUUGAAUGUUUAGUACCGCCCCCUCUGUUAGUGGGUUGACACUACAUGAUAAUUCUAACAUUUAUACUGUAUUUGGGGUGAAAUCCUUUAGUCAUUAUUCUUAAAAUGCAAAUUAAUCUAACAAAGGUAGAGAGGAGGGAGUGAAAGUCCUCCAGAAAGUUUAGUUUUCCUCUAUUUUUGCUCAGUUGCCCACAGCCCUGUUCUGAAAGCUCGCACGGUACAGGGGGGGAGGGCCGAGCCGCCCGGGAGGAAAGGGGACAGUGAAUGUCAUAGGAUGCAGAAAGGGAGGAUAGUAGGGUCGAAAGAGGCAGAAUCAGGAGACAGGAGGGAGAAGGAUUUAGCAGAAGGGAGAGAUGAUAGGAUAGAAGAGGAGAGAGUAGUGGCGCAUGACCAUCUGGGUAGGGGCUCAGUGGUUAGGGUUGGAGCAGUGGGAGACAGAAAAGGAAACAAAGUAGUGAUCAGAGACCUGGAGGGGGGUUGCAGUGAGAUUAGUAGGCAAACAGCCUCUAGUAAAGAUGAGGUCAAGCGUAUCGCCUGCCUUGUGAGUGGGAAAGGGUGUGGUCAAAAGAGUCAAGGAGGGGAAAGAAAGAGUUGGAAAGAAAUUAGUCGAAGGCAGACUUUGGGAGGUUGAAGUCGCCCAGUACGAAGAGGGGUGAGCCAUCGUCAGAAAAUUUGCUUAUAAAGGUGUCAAGCUCAAUGAGGUACUCUCUAAGGGCACCUGGUGGGCAUUAGAUGACAACAAUGUUAAGCUUGAGUGGACAAGUGACAGUGACAGCAUGGAAUUCAAAUGAGGAGAUGAACAGGUGAGAGAUGGAGAAAAUAGAACAUCUCCACUUAGGAGAAAUGAGCAGCCCUGUGCCACCACCACGACGACCAGAUGCUCUCGGACUAUGAGAGAAAACAUAGUCAGAUGAAGAAAGAGCCGCUGGAGUAGCAGUGCUCUCUGGGGUGAUCCAUGUCUCCGUCAGGGACAAAAAGUCAAGGGACUGAAGGGCAGCACAGGCUGAGAUGAACUCGCCGUUCUAGACCGCAGAUCAGCAGUUCCGAACGCUGCCGGAGACCCGGAAUUCCACAUACAGCGCCUUCAGAAAGUAUUCAUACCCCUUGACUUAUUCCAUAUUUUGUGUUACAGCCUUAAUUUAAAAUGGAUCAAAUAUAUUUUUUUCUCUCUCACCCAUCUACACACAAUACCCCAAAAUGACAAAGUGAAAACAUGUUUUUGGAACUUUUUGCUAAUAAAAAAUGAAAUACAGAAAUACACAAUAUAGAGUCGUGUAUUGCUGUACAUUGUGUCCUACUAGAACUUUCUGAAAAUUGUGUGCACAGUCUAAAUUUGAAGGGUUGCAGCCAAGAGGAGCGUCAAGAGGCCUACAGGGAGAUGUGGAUGGGAUGGAAAACACACAGAGCCAAAUUAGAUCUCAGAGUGUGCAAAGCUGUCAUCAAGGCAAAGGGUGGCUAUUUGAAGAAUCUCAAAUAUACAAUAUAUUUUGAUUUGUUUAACACUUUUUGGGGGGGGUUACUACAUGAUUCCAUAUGUGUUAUUUCACAGUUUUGAUGUCUUCACUAUUAUUCUACAAUGUAGAAAAUAGUAAAAAUAAAGAAAAACCCUGGAAUGAGUAGGUGUUCUAAAACCUUUGACUGGUAGUAUAUAUGUAGGUAUAGUUAAAGUGACUAUGCAUAGAUAAUAAACAGAGAGUAGCAGCAGCGUAAAAGAGGAGGUGGGGGGGGUGGGGGGGGGGGGACAAUGCAAAUAGUCUGGGUAGCCAUUUGAAUAGCUGUUCAGGAGUCUUAUGGCUUGGGGGGUAGAAGCUGUUAAGAAGCCUUUUGGUCCUAGACUUGGCGCUCCGGUACCGCUUGCCGUGCGGUAGCAGAGAGAACACUCUAUGACUAGGUUGGCUGGAGUCUUUGACAAUUUGUAGGGCCUUCCUCUGACACCGCCUGGUAUAGAGAUCCUUCCUCUGACACCGCCUGGUAUAGAGAUCCUUCCUCUGACACCGCCUGGUAUAGAGGUCCUUCCUCUGACACCGCCUGGUAUAGAGAUCCUUCCUCUGAUAUAACCAAUAGGCUAAAUGUAGGUACAUUUAGCUGGGGGGGGCAAUGAGGAGAUUCUGGAUCUUUCCCUCACGGUCCAGUGUAGCUCAGUUGGUAGAGCAUGGCGUUUGCAACAGCAGGGUUGUGGGUUCAAUUCCCACAGGGGGCCAGUAUGAAAAAACAACAACACAUUAUGCACUCACUAACUGUAAGUCGCUCUGGAUAAGAGGGUCUGCUAAAUGACUAAAAUGUGAAAUGGGGACGUGGGAGUGGCGUUGCCAUGGCGUUUCAAUUGUUUUAGUGAAAUUCAAUGGAUCUAUAAUAUUGUUGGGUUUCAUGUCUUCUCUCAUCUAGGUCGCCAUCGUCAUCAAGUACGUCUGCCAGUUUGGCUUCAUUCCCUUCAACCAGAACCUAAAGGUGGAUGGGAAUAAACCCUACCACCCUCCCAACAUCAUCGGAGUGGAGAAGAAAGAUGGAUACCUCGUCUACGACCUCAUACAGCUUCUAGCGCUCUUCUUCCACAGGUCCAUCCUGAAGGUAGAUAUGCGAUCGGUGCCUAAAGCGUCUCAGAGAAGGAGCGCUGAUCUAGGACCAGUUUUAACUUGUUGAACCAUAAUGAAGAAGAUCAAAUGGAGCGUAUUGUACCAGUGUUCAUACUGAACUGGGAUCAAGAUCACUAUGAUAGAACUGAUUUGUUAUUAUCAAGUUAUUACUGACAGCUCUUGGUCUCAGAUCGUAAUACAAUGUGAUCGAUUGUUUUGUCUCAUGCUCCAUUGGUACCCCUACCUCUCCUCUACACUCUCCCGUCGUAGUGUCAUGGCCUCUGGGACGAAGACAACCUUAAGGACACCCUCCGCCAGGACAGUGAGUCGAAGGAAGACGAGAGGACGGAGAAGGAGAGAGAGGCCACUCCCGUCCCCUCCACCCACCGCGAGAGGAAGGGCUCCACCCAGACCCCCGGGUCUAUAAACCUGGGCACGGGCACCUCCAUGGACUACCUCCAGCAGCAGACCUACCAGAGAAGGGAGAGCUCCAGUGGAGGGUCUCAUAACUCCCACCGCUCGAGCCACUCUCUACGCUCCAAGAGAGGUAAGGACACUUACUUUACUAGUAACUAUAAUUUACUUUACUUGGCUAUUUUAUAUUUACAUUUUAGUGAUUUAGCAGACGCUCUUAUCCAGAGCGACUUACAGUAGUGAGUGCGUACGUUUUCAUAUUUGUUCGUACUGGUCCCCCCGUGGGAAUCAAACCCACAACCCUGGCGUUGCAAGUGCCAUGCUCUACCAACUGAGCCACACGGGAACAUACUGUACUGUACUUGGCUACUUACUUAACUUGUCUACUUACUGUACUUUACUUGGCUACUUAGUGUACUUUGCUUGGCUACUUAGUGUACUUUGCUUUAAUUUGGCUACUUACUGUACUUUACUUGGCUACUUAUUUUACUUGUCUACCCACUGUACUUUACUUGGCUACUUAUUUUACUUGGCUACUUCCUGUACUUUACUUGGCUACUUAUUUUACUUGGCUACUUACUGUACUUUACUUGGCUACUUAUUUUACUUAGCAAAUUAGCCACUUUACUUUACUUUACUUGACUUUACAAUAGGGUUAGGGCCUCACUCAAUACAUUUAGAGAUGUAACCUCAUUACAUCUAGCCUUUAGCUCGUUGACAUGCGUUGCCAUGGUUUCUCCAGGAAGCACUAACUCCAGGAACAGUAGCCGUGGAGACGGGAGUGAGGUGUCAGUGCAGCAGAAGACUAAGAAACAGCUGAUCAUGGAGAAACUCAGAGAACAGAUGAUCAAAGCCAAGACCUUCACUAUCAAAAGGUGGGCUUGGUUGACUGAUUGAUUGAGUGGUUGAUUGAUUGGUUGAUUUAUUGAUUUAUUGAUUUAUUAAAUGGCUCUUUGUCAUAAAAUAACCUAACAUAAUAUUCUCCUACAUUUGUUUUGUGUUCUCUCCAGGACCAUGAAGGUCUACCUCCCUGUCCGUCGGUUCUUCUCCAACCUGGUCCACCCAGAGCACAGCGCUGUGAUAGACGUCUAUGUCCUCAUGUUCCUGGCCGACACCGCCGACUUCAUCAUCAUCGUCUUUGGGUUUUCUGCUUUUGGGGUAUGUCUUUACAUUUGACAUCAUCUUAUUAUCCUGUCAGAAACAGUCAGCAGGGUCCUGUGUGGCUCAGUUGGUAACCAUGUGGUCUUCGCAACACCAGAGUUAUGGGUUCAAUUCCCACAUGGAUCACAUAUUUAAAAAUGUGGCAUCAAUUAUUUCUUCUUCUUCUCAGAAACACUCAGCGGGAGCCGACAUCACGUCGUCUCUGUCGGAGGACCAGGUUCCCGGAGCCUUCCUGGUGAUGGUGCUGAUCCAGUUUGGGACCAUGGUGGUGGACCGGGCCCUGUACCUCAAGAAGACAGUGCUGGGGAAGAUCAUCUUCCAGGUCGUCCUGGUGUUCGGAAUUCACUUCUGGAUGUUCUUCAUCCUCCCCGGACUCUCUGAGAGGUAAAUACUCACCUAGUGAUGUCCAUUUGUUCAUUUGUUGAUUCGUUAAUUGGUUAAUUAGUUAUGGGAUCCAUUUCUGGAUGUUCUUCAUCCUGCCCAGACUUUCUGAGGUAACAACCCUGCCUAACACUUCCUAUAAAUACCCAUGAUGCAUUAUAACCACAUGUAUAAUGCUUUAUAUGCUAAUGUGUCAUAAUCUAUUUCAGGAUGUUCUUCAUCCUGCCUGGAGUCAAUGAGAAAUAUAAUUCUCUCCUUUCUGUGUUAAUUAGUUCAUUCAUCUGAUAUAAAUUCAUUUGAUUGAUUGAAUUAGUUGAUUUGUAAACAUAUCCAGUUUUUUUAGAUCUGCAUGAGUCCCUAGGGGGUAGGGGCUCGUGAUCGAUUAAGGAUCUAUCAUUAGUAACUGUGUUUAUCAAUAGUAACCAUGUUUAACAGGGUUUGUACCUCUGUCCACUUUGCAGGCGUUUCAAUGAGAACACUGUAGCCAAGCUGUGUUACUUUAUCAAGUGUAUCUACUUUGGGCUGUCAGCCUAUCAGAUCCGCUGUGGCUACCCCACCAGAGUCCUGGGUAACUUCCUCACCAAGAGCUACGACUACGCCAACCUCUUCCUGUUUCAAGGGUGAGUUGGGACACGGUAGGGAGUAGUAGGACAUUCAGCAUACGGCGCAUUCGGAAAGUAUUCAGACCCCUUGACUUUUUCCACAUUUCGUUACGUUACAGCCUUAUUCUAAAAUUAGUUAAAUAAAAACAUUUCCUCAUCAAUCUACACACAACACCCCAUAAUGACGAAGCGAAAACAGAUUUUGAUAACGUUUUGCAAAUGUAUAAAAAAACAAAAAACAGAAAUACCUUAUUUCCAUAAGUAUUCAGACCCUUUGCUAUGAGACUCGAAAUUGAGCUCAGGUGCAUCCUGUUUCCAUUGAUCAUCCUUGAAAUGUUUCUACAACUUGAUUGGAUUCCACCUGUGGUAAAUUCAAUUGAUUGGACAUGAUUUGGAAAGGCACACACUUGUCUAUAUAAGGUCCCACAGUUGACAGUACAUGUCAGAGCAAAUACCAAGCCAUGAGGUCAUAGGAAUUGUCCGUAGAGCUCCGAGACAGGAUUGUGUCGAGGCACAGAUCUGGGGAAGGGUACAAAAAAAUUCUGCAGCAUUGAAGGUCCCCUAGAACACAGUGGCCUCCAUCAAUCUUAAAUGGAAGAGCUGGCCGCCCGACCAAACGGAGUAAUCCGGGGAGAAGGGCCUUGGUCAGGGAGGUGACCAAAAACCCGAUGGUCACUCUGACAGAGCUCCAGAGUUCCUCUGUGGAGAUGGGAGAACCUUCUAGAAGACAACCAUCUCUGCAGCACACCACCAAUCAGGCCUUUAUGGUACACAAAAAAAUAAAUAAUGUAUGCACGCAUGACUGUAAGUCGCUUUGGAUAAAAGCGUCUGCUAAAUGGCAUAUUAUAUUAUUAUUAUUAUAUUAUGGUAGAGUGGCCAGACGGAAGCCACUCCUCAGUAAAAGGCACAUGACAGCCCGCUUGGAGUUUGCCAAAAGGCACCUAAAGACUCUCAGACCAUGAGAAACAAGAUUCUCUGGUCUGAUGAAACCAAGAUUGAACUCUUUGGCCUGAAUGCCAAGCGUCACGUCUGGAGGAAACCUGGCACCAUCCCUACGGUGAAGCAUGGUGGUGGCAGCAUCAUGCUGUAGGGAUGUUUUUCAGCGGCAGGGACUGGGAGACUAGUAAGGAUCGAUGGAAAGAUGAACGGAGCAAAGUACAGAGAUCCUUGAUGAAAAGCUGCUCCAGAGCGCUCAGGACCUCAGGCUGGGGUGAAGGUUCACCUUCCAACAGGUCAACGACUUGAACCCGAUCGAACAUCUCUGGAGAGACCUGAAAAUAGCUGUGCAGCGACGCUCCCCAUCCAACCUGACAGAGCUUGAGAGGAUCUGCAGAGAAGAAUGGGAGAAACGCCCCAAAUACAGGUGUGCCAAGCUUGUAGCGUCAUACCAAAGACUCAAGGCUGUAAUCGCUGCCAAAGGUGCUUCAACAAAGUACUGAGUAAAGGGUCUGAAUACUGAUGUAAAUGUCAUAUUUAAGUUUUAUAUUUUUUAUACAUUUGCAAAAAUGUAUAAAAACCUGUUUUUGCUUUGUCAUUAUGGGUUAUUGUGUAUAGAUUGAUGAGGGGAAAAAAACAAUUUAAUCAAUUUUAGAAUAAGGCUGUAAUGUAACGAAAUUUGGAAAAAAAUCAAGAUGUCUGUGUUCAGUGUUGUAGUACUCGAGCCCAGGACUCGUAACUUGACUCGGACUCGACCAUUAGUCACAAAGUCUCUCUCCCUUCCCAUAAUUCAACAUGCCAGAUAUGAGAAAUAGGUUUGAGUGUCCUAACCCAGUCCCCUCCAGGUUCCGUCUGAUCCCGUUCCUGUCUGAGUUGCGUGCAGUGAUGGACUGGGUCUGGACCGACACCUCCCUGUCCUUAUCCUCCUGGAUCUGUGUGGAAGACAUCUACGCACACAUCUUCGUCCUCAAGUGCUGGAGGGAGUCAGAGAGGGUUGGUUGUGUCCUCUGUUCAUGUGUCUACCGAACGCUUCAGAAGAAAAGUAUUCACACCCCUCGACUUUUCCCACAUUCUGUUGUGUUACAGCCUGAAUUUCAGAUGGAUUAAAUUUAGAUUUUAUUGUCACUGGGCCUCCACACAAUACUCCAUAAUGUCAGUGAAAUUAUGUUUAUAGACAUUUUUACAAAUUAAUUAAAAAUGAAAAGCUGAAAUGUCUUGAGUCAAUAAGUAUCAACCCCUUUGUUAUGGCAAGAUUAAAUAAGUUCAGGAGUAAAAAUGUGCUUAACAAGUCACAUAAUAAGUUGCAUUGACUCAUUCUGUGUGCAAUAAUAUUGUUUUAACAUGAUUCUUUAAUGACUACUUCAUCUCUGUACCCCACACAUACAAUUAUCUGUAAGGUCCCUCAGUCGAGCAGUGAAUUUCAAACCACAAAGACCAGGGAGGUUUUCCAAUGCCUCGCAAAGAAGGGCACCUAUUGGUAGAUGGGUAAAACAAAAAAAAGCAGACAUUGAAUAUCCCUUUGUGCAUUGUGACGUGAUUAAUUACACUUUGGAUGAUGUAUCAAUACACCCAGUCACUAAAAAGAUACAGGUGUCCUUCCUAACUCAGAUGCCAGAGAGGAAGGAGACCAUGAGGCCAAAUGGUGACUUUAAAACAGUUACAGAGUUUAAUGGCUGUGAUGGGAGAAAACUGAGGAUGGAUCAACAACAUUGUAGUUACUCCCCAAUACAGAGUGAACAGAAGGAAGCCUGUACAGAAUAUAAAUAUUCCAAAACAUGCAUCCUGUUUGCAACAAGACACUAUAGUAAUAUUGCAAAAGAAAUUGGCAAAGAAAAUCACCUUUGUUUGGGUCAAAUCCAAUACAACACAUUACUGAGUAUCACACUCAUGUUAUGGUUAUGCUUGUCAUCAUUAAGGAAUGCAGAGUUUUUCAGGAUAAAACAUUAACGGAAUGGAGCUAAGCUCAGGCAACAUCCUAGAGGAGAACCUGGUUCAGUCUGCUUUCCACCAGACACUGGGAGAUGAGUUCACCUUUCAGCAGGACAAUAACCUAAAACACAAGGCCAAAUCUACACUGGAGUUGCUUACCAAGAAGACAGUGAAUGUUACUGAGUGGCCAAGUUACAGUUUUAAUGAUCAACAACCAAUUUGACAGAGCUUGAAGAAUUUUGAAAAUAAUAAUGGGCAAAUAUUAUGCCGUCCAGGUGUGGGAAGCUCUUAGAGACUUACCCAGAAAGACUCACAGCUGUAAUCGCUGCCAAAGGUGCUUCUACAAAGUAUUGACUCAGGGGUGUGAAUAUUUCUGCAUUUCAUUUUGUCAUUAUGGGGUAUUGUGUGUAGAUGGGUAACAGAAAAAAAUUAUUUUUGAUCCAUUUUGAAAUCAGGCUGUAACACAACAAAAUGUGAAAUAAGUCAAUGGGUAUGAAUACUUUCUGAAGGCCACUGGUACCCCCAGUCCAUAACUAUAGUCCUCCUCUCCCCUCCCCUCCAGAGGUACCCCCAGCCCAUAACUAUAGUCCUCCUCUCCCCUCCAGAGGUACCCCCAGCCCAUAACUAUAGUCCUCCUCUCCCCUCCUCUCCCCUCCAGAGGUACCCCCAGCCCAUAACUAUAGUCCUCCUCUCCCCUCCAGAGGUACCCCCCAGCCCAUAACUAUAGUCCUCCUCUCCCCCUCCAGAGGUACCCCCAGCCCAUAACUAUAGUCCUCCUCUCCCCUCCAGAGGUACCCUCAGCCCAUAACUAUAGUCCUCCUCUCCCCCUCCAGAGGUACCCCCAGUCCAUAACUAUAGUCCUCCUCUCCCCUCCAGGGUUACCCCCAGCCCAUAACUAUAGUCCUCCUCUCUCCCCCUCCAGAGGUACCCCCCCAACCCAUAACUAUGUCCUCCUCUCCCCCUUCCAAGUACCCCCAGUCCAUAACUAUAGUCCUCCUCUCCCCCUCCAAAGGUAACACCCAGCCCAUACUAUAGUCCUCCUCUCCCCUCCAGAGGUACCCCCAGUCCAUAACUAUAGUCCUCCUCUCCCCUCCAGAGGUACCCCCAGCCCAUAACUAUAGUCCUCCCCUCCCCUCCCCUCCAGAGGUACCCUCAGCCCAUAACUAUAGUCCUCCUCUCCCCUCCAGAGGUACCCCCAGCCCAUAACUACAGUCCUCCCCUCCCCUCCCUCCCUCCAGAGGUACCCCUCAGCCCAUACCUAUAGUCCUCCUCUCCCCUCCAGAGGUACCCCCAGCCCAUAACUAUAGUCCUCCUCUCCCCUCCAGAGGUACCCCCAGCCGCGGGGCCAAGCUAAGAAGCCGGUGGUGAAGUAUGGGAUGGGAGGGAUGAUCGUCAUGCUUCUCAUCUGUAUCAUCUGGUUCCCUCUACUCUUCAUGUCUCUGGUCAAGUCUGUGGUGGGGGUGGUCAACAAACCACUGGACGUCUCCUUCUCCAUCACCCUGGCCGGGUUCCAGGUACUGUAGCAGAACUAAGGGUCUACUACUGAUAGGUCCAUCAGUUGAUCGGGAUCGGGAUUGAUCCGUCAGUUAGCCAGCCAGUUUUUGGUGACCUGCUUUUUGCUUAAGAUGUUCUGUAGAUUCCAUCCUACAUUAUGUCUUCCAGCCCAUCUUCACCAUGAGUGCUCAGCAGAACCAGCUCAGAGGAGUCUCCAGCCGUGACUUCCAUGGCACCUUCAUGAGGUCAUACCUGUCCUACCCUGUAAGUACACGGUUACAAGGAUUUUAUGUAUUUUAUGCAACUACUAUGUGUGUUGUCUCACUGGGUUGGUAGCCAAGCACAGGACAAAUCUACAUUGUAACAGAGGGAUAAUGUUAUCUUCCUCUCCUCUCCUCCUCUCCUCCUCUCCUCCUCACCUCCUCUCUUCCCCUCCUCCUCUCCUCCCUCGCCUCCUCCAUCCUCCUCUCCUCUCUCCUCUCCUCCUCUCUUCCUCUCCUCUCCUCCUCUCUUCCUCUCCUCCUCGCCUCCUCACCUCCUCUCUUCCCCUCCUCCCCUCCAACUCUCCUCCUCUCUUCCUCUCCUCUCCUCCUCUCUUCCUCUCCUCCUCACCUCCUCACCUCCUCUCUUCCCCUCCUCCUCUCCUCCUCUCCUCCUCUCCUUCUCUUCCCCUCCUCCUCUCCUCCUCUCCUCUCUACAGAAAGCGAUGCAGUGGUUGGAGUCCUACAUGCCAGAGGAUCUGACCAUAGCUGAGUUGGAGGGCAGCUCUAACAGUCUGUGGACCAUCAGUCCUCCCAGUAGAACUAACAUCAUGGAGAUGCUCAACUCCAAGGAACAGUUCCCCAUCACUGUAGCUUGGUCUGUCCAGCGGUAAGAACAUUCCCCAUCCCUGUAGCUUGGUCUGUCCAGCGGUAAGAACAGUUCCCCAUCACUGUAGCUUGGUCUGUCCAGCGGUAAGAACAGUUCCCCAUCCCUGUAGCUUGGUCUGUCCAGCGGUAAGAACAGUUCCCCAUCCCUGUAGCUUGGUCUGUCCAGCGGUAAGAACAGUUCCCCAUCCCUGUAGCUUGGUCUGUCCAGCGGUAAGAACAGUUCCCCAUCCCUGUUUGCUUGGGCUGUCCAGCGGUAAGAAAAAGUUUUUCCCCAUCCUGUAGCUUGGUCUGUCCAGCGGUAAGAACAGUUCCCCAUCCCUGUAGCUUGGUCUGUCCAGCGGUAAGAACAGUUCCCCAUCCUGUAGCUUGGUCUUUCAGCGGUAAGAACAAUUUAAAAAUUUUCCCUGUAGCUUGGUUGUCAGCGGUAAGAACAGUUUCCCAUCCUGUAGCUUGGUUUGUCAGGUAGAAAAAGUUCCCCAUCCCUGUAGCUUGGUCUGUAAGCGCGGGAAAAAAAGUUCCCCAUCCCUGUAGCUUGGUCUGUCCAGCGGGUAAGAAAGUUCCCAUCCCUGUAGCUUGGUUGUCCAGCGGUAAGAACAGUUUUCCCCCUCCCUGUAGCUUGGUCUGUCCGGUAAAAGGAGAAAAAGUUCCCAUCCCGUAGCUUGGUUGUCCAGCGGGUUUAAAAAAACAGUUCCCCAUCCCUGUCGCUUGGUCUGUCCAGCGGUAAAGAAACAGUUCCCAUCCCUGUAGCUUGGUGUCCAGCGGUAAAAAAACAGUUCCCAUCCCUGAGUUGGUCUGUCCAGCGGUAAGAACAGUUCCCCUCCUGUAGCUUGGUCUGUCCAAACGGUUAAGAAAACAGUUCCCCAAACCUGUAGCUUGGUCUGUCCAGCGGUAAGAACAGUUCCCCAUCCCUGUAGCUUGGUCUUUUCCAGCGGGGUAAAAAAACGUUCCCCAUCCCGUAGCUUGGUCUGUAGCGGUAAGAAACAGUUCCCAAACCCUGUAGCUUGGUCUGUCCAGCGGGAAUAAGAACAGUUCCCUCCCUGUAGCUUUGGGCUGUCCAGCGGUAAGAACAGUUCCCCAUCCUGUAGCUUGGUCUGCCAGCGGUUGAGAAAGUUCCCCCUCCCUGUAGCUUGGUCUGUCAGCGGUAAGAACAGUUCCCCAUCCGUAGCUUGGUCGUCCACCGGUAGAACCCUUCCCAACCCUUAGCUGGUCUGUCCAGCGGUAAGAAAGUUUCCCCAUCCUGUAGUUGGGCUGCCAGCGUAAGAAAGUUUCCCCUCCCCGUAGCUUGGUUUUGUCCCGCGGGGGGUAAGAACAGUUCCCCAUCCUGUAGCUUGGUUGUCAGCGGUGAGGUUCACUACGACUGGUCCGUUCUAAGAGUAAGUAGUGUUAGAGUAGUGUAGAGCAGUUGUUGGUGGAGACCUCUGCGUGUGAUGAGUUUGAAUAACAGACUGGAACUUUAAAGGAGGGUGGUGCUUGAAAUCAUUGUUCCUCCUCUGUUUACCAUGGUUACCUGCAAGGAAACACGUGCUGUCAUCAUUGCUUUGCACAAAAAGGGCUUCACAGGCAAGGAUAUUGCUGCUAGUAAGAUUGCACCAGUCACGAUCGUUGUGAGAAGCGGACCAAGGCGCAGCGUGAUAGGCGUACAUCUUUUAAUGAGUACUUUUCACAAAUAACAAAACAACAAAACGAUACGUGAAGUCUAAAGGUUCACCAACACAAACCUAUACAGAACAAGAUCCCACAAAUAACUAGUGCCAACAGGCUGCCUAAGUAUGGUUCCCAAUCAGAGACAACGAGAAUCAGCUGCCUCUGAUUGGGAACCACCCUGGCCAACAUAGAAAACACGAACUAGAACACAACAUAGAAAAUCACACAUAGAAAAUCCACACCCUGGCUCAACAUAUAAGAGUCCCCAGAGUCCCCAGAGGUGUGACAGUACCCCCCCCCAAAGGCGCGGACUGCGACCGCGCCAACCAAACCCAACAGGGGAAGGACCGGGUGGGCAUUCCGCCUCGGAGGCGGAUCCGGCUCCGGGCGUGACCACCACUCUCUCGCUACCCCCCCUUAGCGCCCCUGGUCUGGUCUGGCCCCGCUGGCCGGACCUGGACUGGACACCGGUGGAGCGGAUUGCUCAGGCUCCGGUGUGGAGCAGGCACCGGUGGAACAGGCACGGGCUGUGCCGGACUGACGACGCGCACCACUGGCUUGGUGCGGGGAGUAGGAACGGGCCGGACCGGGCUGACGACGCGCACCACUGGCUUGGUGCGGGGAGCAGGAACGGGCCGGACCGGGCUGGCGACGCGCACCACUGGCUUGGUGCGGGGAGCAGGACGGGCCGGACCGGGCUGACGACGCGCACCACUGGCUUGGUGCGGGGAGCAGGAACGGGCCGGACUGGGCUGGCGACGCGCACCACUGGCUUGGUGCGGGGAGCAGGAAUGGGCCGGACCGGGCUGGCGACGCGCACCACUGGCUUGGUGCGGGGAGCAGGAACGGGCCGGACCGGGCUGGCGACGCGCACCACAGGCUUGGUGCGGGGAGCAGGAACGGGCCGGACCGGGCUGACGGACGCGCACCACAGGCUUUGUGCGGGGAGCAGGAACGGGCCGGACCGGGCUGACGACGCGCACCACAGGCUUGGUGCGGGGAGCAGGAACGGGCCGGACCGGGCUGGCGACGCGCACCACAGGCUUGGUGCGGGGAGCAGGAACGGGCCGGACCGGGCUGACGACGCGCACCACAGGCUUGGUGCGGGGAGCAGGAACGGGCCGGACCGGGCUGGCGACGCGCACCACUGGCUUGGUGCGGGGAGCAGGAACGGGCCGGACCGGGCUGGCGACGCGCACCACUGCCUUGGUGCGGGGAGCAGGAACGGGCCGGACCGGGCUGACGACGCGCACCACAGGCUUGGUGCGGGGAGCAGGAACGGGCCGGACCGGGCUGGCGACGCGCACCACUGGCUUGGUGCGGGGAGCAGGAACGGGCCGGGGCGGGCUGGCGACGCGCACCACAGGCUUGGUGCGGGGAGCAGGAACAGGCCGGGGCGGGCUGGCGACGCGCACCACAGGCUUGGUGCGGGGAGCAGGAACAGGCCGGACCGGGCUGGCGACGCGCACCACAGGCUUGGUGCGAGGGGCAGGAACAGGCCGGACCGUACUGGGAACACACACCACUGGCCUUGUGCGGGGAUCAGGAACGGGCCGGACCGGACUGGUAACACACCCCAGUACCUCUCGCCGUGCCUCUACACUCUCGUUCCCCCUCAUGACCAAUGGCCCCCGUAACCUGGUGGCCUCCUCUCCUAGUCCGCAAACUCGCCCUGUAGCUGCCUCCAGCAGCCCCGUCAUCCAUGCCGUGUGCCCCCCCAAAAAAAUUACUUGGGGUUGCCUCUCGCCUGUCCGACGACGGCCCGGUUGGCGCCGCUUCUCCUCUCCUGCCUGGGCAUCCUCCCUCAUCGCCCUCCGGUAGCGGACGGCCUCCUCCUCUGUGAUUCUCCCCCAACCGAGGAGGGCAUCUACCAGAGUAACCUCCUGUUCCAAACCCGGCGUUUGCUCCUGCACACGCUGCUUGGUCCUAUUUUGGUGGGAUCUUCUGUCACGAUCGUUGUAAGAAGCGGACCAAGGCGCAGCGUGAUAGGCGUACAUCUUUUAAUGAGUACUUUUCACAAAUAACAAAACAACAAAACGAUACGUGAAGUAUGUGUCAUAUUAGAUUAGUAGAGUAGAGAUUAGUAGAGUAGAGAUGAGUAGAGAUUAGUAGAGAUUAGUAGAGUAGAGAUUAGUAGAGUAGAGAUGAGUAGAGAUUAGUAGAGUAGAGAUUAGUAGAGUAGAGAUUAGUAGAGAUUAGUAGAGUAGAGAUGAGUAGAGUAGAGAUGAGUAGAGAUGAGUAGAGUAGAGAUGAGUAGAGAUGAGUAGAGUAGAGAUGAGUAGAGAUUAGUAUAGUAGAGAUUAGUAGAGAUUAGUAGAGAUUAGUAGAGUAGAGAUGAGUAGAGAUUAGUAGAGUAGAGAUGAGUAGAGAUUAGUAGAGUAGAGAUGAGUAGAGAUUAGUAGAGUAGAGAUUAGUAGAGAUUAGUAGAGUAGAGAUUAGUAGAGUAGAGAUGAGUAGAGAUUAGUAGAGUAGAGAUUAGUAGAGUAGAGAUUAGUAGAGUAGAGAUGAGUAGAGUAGAGAUGAGUAGAGUAGAGAUUAGUAGAGUAGAGAUUAGUAGAGUAGAGAUGAGUAGAGAUUAGUAGAGUAGAGAUGAGUAGAGUAGAGAUUAGUAGAGUAGAGAUAAGAGGAUCUUUAUUUUCUCAGCCAUACAGAUUCAUUUUAAUCACAUAAAUGUGUCAUAUUACAUUUUGCUUUAAAGUCUCAUAAACCUGUUUGAGAUUAUAAAAGAUGAUCUGAUCAUUUCAAUCAGGAACCUGACUCUGGGAGCGAAGGCUGAGUUUGCGACUGGGAAGAAGGUGACGUUCCUGGAUGAUCCAACCAAACUGGAGCUGAGCCUCCUGCUCAACGGGACAAGGCGAGGCGGAGUGUGAGUCUACUUUCUAUGGGUCAAUUAUUCUUUUGAUUUUUUUUAUCAAACUACUUUUAUCUUAUAGCUAGAAUCUGCAUUUGAAACAAUAACAAAGCGCCCCGCCUCUGUUUUGGUAAAAAACUGAGAAAUGUAACCACUUUCAAAAUUAUAACAAUGUUUUGAGGCUAUGCAGUGUUUGUUUACAUUUACGUUGUUUACAAACAUACAUUUUGGGUUCUGAUGAAGUACGACAAUUGAACUAAACUCAUGAGGCAUUUAAACCGUAAAACUUCAACGCUGAGUCUCAAAAAGCCACCUGUCCCUUUUAAUAGAUGGGCAACGGCACGCAUUUCAGCAAAUAAACGCUUGUUUCACAUUUAAUGCCGGGUCUAAAUGAAUUAUUUACGAGGUUACCAUUAAUUACCAUUAAUUGUUUACGAGGUUUAAUGUUUGAUUUGUUACAUUCAAUAAUUCAGUAAUGACUCGAAAAAAUGAUGGCAAUCAUCUGUUUUUAUCGCCAGUAAGAAACUGCUAGUCAUUGGCUGCUAACAGCUGAGAACUGCUAGCUAACUGGCUGCUAACAGCUGAGAACUGCUAGCUAACUGGCUGCUAACAGCUGAGAACUGCUAGCUAACUGGCUGCUAACAGCUGAGAACUGCUAGCUAACUGGCUGCUAACAGCAGAGAACUGCUAGCUAACUGGCUGCUAACAGCUGAGAACUGCUAGCUCCAAUUUGUAAGUCGCUCUGGAUAAGAGCGUCUGCUAAAUGACGUAAAUGUAAUGUAAAUGUAACUGGCUGCUAACAGCUGAGAACUGCUAGCCGUUUGCUGCUAACAGCUGAGAACUGCUAGCCAUUUGCUGCUAACAGCUGAGAACUGCUAGCUAACUGGCUGCUAACAUCUGUGAACUACUAGCCAUUGGCUGCUAACAGCUGAGAACUGCUAGCCGUUGGCUGCUAACAGCUGAGAACUGCUAGCUAACUGGCAAGCACAAAAACAGUCAACAACUUCGGGAGUACAGAAACCUAGAAAGUAACAACUGCCGAAAAUGCACAGUCAAAGAGGUUAGUUUAUUCUUGUCAUGGUCAUUUUUUAAAAUAGAGGCAUACUGAGACACAAUAAACGUGACACUAGCUAGGUUUCCAACCAAUUGGCGACAGAUUUUCAUGCAAAUAUUCUAAGAUCUAAAUCAAUUAAAUAUGCGCAUUUUCCCUCCAGAGGUGUGUUUCCAUCAAAUUGACUUGUUGCGGAUAAAGGUCUGUGUGUGAUGACGUAGUGUCCAUAAACAUUUAUUUUGCGGUUAAAUUCCCUUAUACCGAAUAAAAAAUACAAGUUAAAUGGGUUUCCAUCGCAUUUUCAGCUCUACUGAUGGUUUUGUCACAAAAAAUAUUGCUUUUAUGUAGUGAAGUGCAGACCAGUCAAUUUCUUCCACACCGAUCUUGACAAACCAUUUCUGUAUGGACCUCGCUUUGUGCACGGGGGCAUUGUCAUGCUGAAACAGGAAAGGGCCUUCCCCAAACUGUUGCCACAAAGUUGGAAGCACAGAAUUGUCUAGAAUGUCAUUGUAUGCUGUAGCGUUAAGAUCUCCCUUCACUAGAACUAAGGGGCCUAGCCCGAACCAUGAUAAACAGCCCAGACCAUUAUUCCUCCUCCACCAAACUUUACAGUUGGCACUAUGCAUUGGGGCAGGUACAAUGCCUUGCAAAAGUAUUCAUCCCCCUUUGCUUUUUUCCUAUUUUGUUGCAUUACAACCUGUAAUUUAAAUCGAUUUUUAUUUGGAGUUCAUGUAAUGGAUAUACACAAAAUAGUCCAAAUUGGUGAGGUAAAAUGAAAAAUGUAACUUUCAAAAUAUUCUACAAAAUAAAUAACGGAAAAGUGGUGUGUGCAUAUGUAUUCACCCCCUUUGCUAUGAAGCCCCUAAAUAAGAUCUGGUGCAACCAAUUACCUUCAGAAGUCACAUAAUUAGUUAAAUAAAGUCCACCUGUGUGCACUCUAAGUGUCACAUGAUCUCAGUAUAUAUACACCUGUUCUGAAAGGCCCCAGAGUCUGCAACACCACUAAGCAAGGGGUACCACCAAGCAAGCGGCACCAUGAAGACCAAGGAGCUCUCCAAACAGGUCAGGGACAAAGUUGUGGAGAAGUACAGAUCAGGGUUGGGUUAUAAAUAAAUAUCAAAAACUUUGAACAUCCCACGGAGCACCAUUAAAUCCAUUAUUAAAAAAUUGAAAGAAUAUGGCACCACAACAAACCUGCCAAGAGAGGGCCGCCCACCAAAACUCACAGACCAGGCAAGGAGGGCAUUAAUCAGAGGCAACAAAGAGGUCAAAGAUAACCCUGAAGGAGCUGCAAAGCUCCACAGCGGCGAUUGGAGUAUUGAUGUGUAUUUUUAAUGGUUUAUCAGAUGAAAUUGAAUUAAUCAUGAACAUAUAGUUAACAUUCUUUGUGGCUAACUGAAUUGGGCCGUUUGUUUUUGUCUCUCUCUUCAAACACAGUGAAGGGAGCGGCACCAGGGUUGAAUAGAGUUUGGGCUAGACCUUUGUCUCCUUGGUAUCUUCUUGAUUGAUUACAGCUUGAGGGGGUGAGGUACAGGGGAGCGGGUGAUUGGUUGGAGUAAUAGUUCAGCCGUCCUCAGGGACAAAGGAAGUGGGCGGAGCAAUAAAAGAGCGGGAAAACUGAAGAGGACUAUAUAAGAUGGAGGGGGACCUUAAGAAUGUGUGCCCCUCUGCAGACGGGUAUCGGCUUUGUUGAAAACUUUAAUAAAGUCAUUUCUUGAUGCAACAAAAACUCUGUAAGACCUUAUUUGUAAUAAAGUAUGGUGGUUAUUUUCCACAACAGUAUCUGUCCAUAGGACCACUUUAAGCCGUACACUCCACAGAGCUGGGAUUUACAGAAGAGUGGCCAGAAAAAAGCCAUUGCUUAAAGAAAUAAAUAAGCAAACACAUUUGGUGUUCGCCAAAAGGCAUGUGGGAGACUCCCCAAACAUAUGGAAGAAGGUACUCUGGUCAGAUGAGACUAAAAUUCAGCUUUUUGGCCAUCAAGGAAAACGCUAUGUCUGGCGCAAACCCAACACCUCUCAUCACCCCGAGAACACCAUCCCCACAGUGAAGCAUGGUGGUGGCAGCAUCAUGCUGUGGGGAUGUUUUCCAUCGGCAGGGACUGGGAAACUGGUCAGAAUUGAAGGAAUGAUGGAUGGCGCUAAAUACAGGGAAAUCCUUGAGGGAAACCUGUUUCAGUCUUCCAGAGAUUUUAGACUGGGACGGAGGUUCACCUUCCAGCAGGACAAUGACCCUAAGCAUCCUGCUAAAGCAACACUCGAGUGGUUUAAGGGGAAACAUUUAAAUGUCUUGGAAUGGCCUAGUCAAAGCCCAGACCUCAAUCCAAUUGAGAAUCUGUGGUAUUACUUAAAGAUAGCUGUACACCAGCGGAACCCAUCCAACUUGAAGGAGCUGGAGCAGUUUUGCCUUGAAGAAUGGGCAAAAGUCCCAGUGGCUAGAUGUGCCAAGCUUAUAGAGACAUUCCCCAAGAGACUUGCAGCUGUAAUUGCUGCAAAAGGUGGCUCUACAAAGUAUUGACUUUGGGGGGGUGAAUAGUUAUGCACGCUCAAGUUUUAAAAAAAACGUAUUUCUUGUUUGUUUCACAAUACAAAAUAUUUUGCAUCUUCAAAGUGGUAGGCAUGUUGUGUAAAUCAAAUGAGACAAACCCCCCCAAAAUCCAUUUUAAUUCCAGAUUGUAAGGCAACAAAAUAGGAAAAAUGCCAAGGGGGGUUAAUACUUUCGCAAGCCACUGUAGCGUUCUCCUGGCAUCCGCCAAACCCAGAUUCGUCCGUUGGACUGCCAGAUGUUGAAGCGUGAUUCAUCACUCCAGAGAACGCGUUUCCACUGCUCCAGAGUCCAAUGGAGGUGAGCCAUGGAAACCCAUCCCGACAAACAGUUACUGUGCUGACGUUGCUUCCAGAGGCAGUUUGGAACUAGGUAGUGAGUGUUGCAACCGAGGACAGACGAUUUUUACGCGCUACGUGCUUCAGUACUCGGCGGUCCCGUUCUGUGAGCUUGUGUGGCCUACCACUUCGCGGCUGAGCCGUUGUUGCUCCUAGACGUGUCCACUUCACAAUAACAGCACUUACAGUUGACCUGGGCAGCUCUGGCAGGGCAGCAAUUUGACGAGCUGACUUGUUAGAAAGGUGGCAUCCUAUGACGGUGCCACGUUGAAAGUAACUGAGCUCUUCAGUAAGGCCAUUCUACUGCCAAUGUUUGUCUAUGGAGAUUGCAUGGCUGUCUGCUCGAAUUUUAUACGCCUGUCAGCAACGGGUGUGGCUGAAAUAGCCGAAUCCACUAAUUUGAAGGGGUGUCCACAUACUGCUGUAUAUAUAGUGUAACUUAUUUCAUCUGUAGCCUAAUAAGCUGCAUGCUUUCCCGAGUUGUAGUGGGAGCAUAACAUAACAUGUCAUCGCGUGACUUCAUCGAUAUGAUGGUCAUUAUAUCAAUAUUUGCACAUAAAAGCGUUUCCACCGCAAUUUCUCACAUCAUUAAUUUUACUGACACAAAAAACCCACCUUGUCUAGUGUAUUUUGUCUUGUCGACAUUUGGAAAGUUUACCGAAAAAUGUGCCGUUUCCAUCUGGCCUGUUGUGACAUUUUGCAUCCAACAUACUAAGGUUGGAUGGAAACCUGGUUACUGUGUGUGAAUGAUAACAGGUUAGUGCAGGAAAUGAAGAAAUUGAUUAAAAUGGUGAAAGUGGAAUGCUGGAAUUAAACAAUUAACUAUGCAAAUGAGCAAAAGUUGGUGCGUUAAGGAAAUAGAAGCCUGGCUCAAAUAGAAGCCUGUCGCUAAAAAGCGCCUGUUGUGUUCAGUGAUUUAAGCAAAUAAACGCCCAGGCUAUUAAUUGAAGUUUUACGGCAAGUUAUAUUCUUCAAGAAUCAGUGGGGCAUGGACUCUACAAGGUGUCAAAAGCGUUCCACAGGGAUGCUCAAAGGCACUUAAAUAUUUUGUCUUGCCCAUUCACCCUCUGAAUGGCACACAUACACAAUCCAUGUCUCAAUUGUCUAAAGGCUUAAAAAUCCUUCUUUAACCUGUCUCCUCCCCUUCAUCUACACUGAUUGAAGUGGAUUUAACAGGUGACAUCAAUAAGAGAUCAUAGCUUUCACCUGAUCAGUCUACAGUAUGUCCUGGAAAGAGUAGGUGUCAUUAAUGUUUUGUGUACUCAGUGUAUAUCAUUUAUUUAUAAAAAAUAAAAUAAAGGAUGUCGUAAGUAUUCUAGCUUUAAAAAACUAAUCUGAAAUAUUGUUUCUAUGUGAUAACUGUUGUUAGUAACAACCAGUUGUAUUCUUCUGUUACCAGGGUGAUAAAACAUGUCUUCCCGCGGUAUCUCCGAGCCCCUAGUACCUCCGAGGCCAAGCCCAUAGAACAGCUGUAUAAA